GUGGGCGGGGAGGGGAUCGGCUCCCAGCUGCAGGCGUCUGGCUGCGAGCUUAGGUUUCGGACCAUAGUGGGAACAGCGGCGGCAGAGGGAGAUCCUUCGAGUGCGCGGGGAGAAUCGAGGCCGUUUUUGUGAUGCGCCCAGGGGGAGAGGUAGUAAGAGGCAUCUUCUCGUGCGAAUUCAUUCUCUCUCGUCUUCCCCUUCCUUUUGGUGCGUUGCUGAUUCCCUUUCUAUCCAGAGCGUUUUACCACCCAUCCCGCUCUGUCGGAAUCCCCUCGACAUAGUCAGAAAGUUCUAUUCUCCUGGCUUUGCUUUAUUAAAUCAGGAUUUUACUGUACUUGUUAUUCAUCUAGAAAAACGAACGUAAGUAUUCCUCAGACGCCCCUCUCCAACGCUGCAAGUCUUGUGCAUCUUUAUUAUAAUACACUGUAUACACCUUUCACCCUAACGUCCCAGGGGCAGGCACGUUAUAAAAUUACAGUACCUGGUACAGGAAGCCGCACUGAACUUUUAGGAUUUACUUCUGAGUAGGCAGAAGUAACCUAAGGAAGGUUUUAUCACAGCCGCAUGAGGUAAACCUGUGCAUCGCUCAGAAUGAUUGAUUCUGUUUUUGUCUUUCAGUUUUGUAUCUUCGAAAUAGACCAGGACAGGUAUCGGUGUGGGUUUGCAAGCUAGGUUGGUGUCCUUCUAUUUGUUGAACUUUAUGGGAAGUUAGAACAGUUUUGGGGAAAGUAGAAUAAAGCCUCAUGUGAUCUUUGUAAUUAUGGACGCAGGGCAGAGCUGUAUGGAGUUUGUAAGCUGCAGUUCAACGUUUGCAUUUCAUUAGGAUGGCCAAUCUUUUUGGCGAAUGCGUGGUAAGUCAAAUCUAAAGUAUGAGCACAAGUGUCCCAUACUACGUGCCUUGUGUGGCUUUGCCUGUCCUAUUUGAGCUGCAGAAUACCGUAUUUUUUGCUCUAUAAGACUCACUUUUUCCCUCCUAAAAAGUAAGGGGAAAUGUGUGUGCGUCUUAUGGAGCGAAUGCAGGCUGCGCAGCUAUCCCAGAAGCCAGAACAGCAAGAGGGAUUGCUGCUUUCACUGUGCAGUGAUCCCUCUUGCUGUUCUGGCUUCUGAGAUUCAGAAUAUUUUUUUCUUGUUUUCCUCCUCCAAAAACUAGGUGCGUCUUGUGGUCUGGUGCGUUUUAUAGAGCGAAAAAUACGGUAGGUAGCAGCACAGUUUAGGAAUGAAAGGCAGGAGAAUUGAUUGACUCUUAUCCUGUGGGCAGGCCUGCAGGCUUUCCUGCACUUGUCAAGGUGUGCCGCAAAUCCCCACUGCCUAUAUGCCACAGGUUCUCCAUCCGGUUAUUGGGGCUUUAACAUUUGCAUUCAGUAUUAAGGGUUCUGUCUUUGGGAAAGUUCAGCCUGUGGCCUCAUGGCACAAGCAAGCUGGAUUUUCUUGUUUUGCCCCUAUUGAACAUAGUGGAGUAAAGAGAGGGAAUUAAAUUUUUAGACAGAAUUCUGAACAUUUGUAUAGUACUUCCAUACAUUUAAAGAGCUUCCCAUGCAUUAUCUUGUUGCAGUCCCUUAGAACUAGCAGUUAGUGUUAUUGGUCCCCAUAUUGCAUGGGUGGAGGAGAUAAAGAAUGAGAAAGAGUGUGUGGCUUGCUUUUAGAUCAGCAGGUGAAUUCAUUGCAGAGGCAAAAUUUGAACCAAGGAAUUCCUGACUUGUAGAUCAUUCUCUGCUGUGAACACACCAUAUGAUUUCCCCCAAAGAAUCUUGGGAACUGUAGUUUGUUAGGGUUGCUGCAAAUUGUAGCUUUGUGAGUGAUAAACUAGUUCCCAGGAUUCUUUGGGGGAAGUCAUGCGCUUUAAACGUAUUGAGCCUGGUGGUCUUAUGAUUUUUGUUGUCUGGGGGGAGGGGUUUGGUAAUGGAUUAGCUUUGAUGUUAAUUUGUACUUUUAAUAGAGAUGGUUAUAUAUAUAUAAUUACUAUUAAUUGACCUGUGUUUUGGAUUGUAAAUUACCUUGAGUUACUUUGAUGAUUAGGCAGGGAACUAUAAAAUAUUUAUUUUGUUAAAAAAAAAAAAAAAACCAGUACCCAGGAAGCCAUUUAGAGUUCCCUAGCUACAAACUAAAGAUUUCCUUUGUGCCUUUAAAUCUCCUGGGAGAUGAGGCAGUUUCGGCUUCUCCCACCUGUUUUUCAUGUGGGCACUAUCUAUCUACUGCCCUUUUCUACCUGUUGCAUUGUAGCCUAGAGACCUGUUUGCUACAGCAACCUUAACUAGAACACACUAGCAAAAUGGCAGCAAUCAGCAUUGUAUGUGAGUAUUUAGCUUGUGGGAUUCUUGUAGCAAAAAUAACAAUAAAACUAGAUGCUUAACUCAAUAAGCUGAGUGUCAGUAAAGCAUGUAGGAUCAUGCCCUGUUCUAAUGCUGAGUGAAUAAUUAUGCGUCAGACCAUGCUGCCCUGCACAAUAUAAUUAGGCUUCCCAUUUUCUGAGUUGAUUUUGUCAGAUCAUGUGAAAAGGGUUUUGAUUUUGUUGUAUCUUCCCCACUCCCAGCCCCAAUGAAAGAAUCAUAAUCAGAUUAACACAUGGCUGAUGACAGCAUAGAGACCUGAAGUGCCAUGUUUGUGCCACGGCUUGUUUAAAGUGGAAGGGUUAAUAAGACUCACUAUGACAUUGAGUUAGGCCUGCAUUUCUACUUGGUAUACUGGCCUGGUUUUCACAAAAUUCUAAACCAUGAUUUAGUGCGUAAACCACCAGCCCUCUGAUUAACAGCCAGACACACAGAUCCAUUGUGCCACAAGAAGUAUCCCCUGAAUGAAGUAUCCCCUGUCUUCCUCCUGUGCAGUUGGUUUGCAGGAGGUAAUGUCAUUGAUCAUAUUUUUCCCUUUCUUAAAACACUCUGGGUUCAGUGUUUUGCUUUUAAAGUCUCAGGUCACUCACUAUACUGUAGUCCUAUUGAAAUAAACAGGUGUUAACUAUGCUUACGUAGUGAUUUAUCUGCUAAGGUCUAAUUAAUUAUGUACCUCAUAACGUUCAAACACAAGACUGGAGUUUUCUUUUUGUUUUGUUUUACUAUCUAUUAUAUGUUUGUGUUCUUUUUCCCCCUUUAAAAAAAAAAUAUUGAUUUUUCCCCCACUAACAACAAUCCAAUAUAAGCCACAUUAAUACAAUACCAAAUCUUAAUACAAUCAAAAGAGCCAAUUAUCCAAUUCCAAAUUAAACAUUUUGGGUGACUUCCCAUUUUCUGUUUCUCAGGAGAUGAUGAUGUUACUUCGUCCUGUUCCAAUCCAAAUAAAACAGUUCUGAUCUUAAUCCUUUAUUUUAACAGCCACUGAUGUGAUGAUUCAGUUCUUGUUGCACCACAGCCUCACGCCAUCUUGCUUUUCCAAACUGAAAGAGAUCUUGUGUCUGUCUAUAGCUCCGGGCAGACUUUCAGCAUUUUCUUCUUUGAUUUCUUUCCCAUCUGUUAAUAAGCUGGUGUCUCGCCAGAGCCAUAAUAAAUCAAAGUUAGAGUCCUCUUUAGAGGGUAAUGCCACAAAUCAUUCCGAUGUUUUCACACAGUUCCAUUCCUUCAAUCAAUCCGUAAAUAUUAUGAAGUUCUUGUUAAUUUCCUCUUGCAUUCCAUAAAUAAUUGCAUUCCAUUAAUAAUUGCAUUCCAUUAGUAGUUAAUUUUUUCUUCGAUGAAGGUUUGCUGAAUCAUAAAGUAGCAUAUAUAAUGUAACGAGAGAACAAAGGCUCCCCUCCACCUACAUACCAAUCCAGUUAUGGCGAAACUCCUCUCCAGAUCAAAACCUUGACACUCAGUGGCUGAUUCAUUUAGCAGGUUAUCUUGUCUCCUUUGUCCAGAACACACCUGUUUCUUAAGUCCAAAUUCAGAUCCAUCUUACAAAACAGAAGUACCUCCGCUCAUGGUGGCUGCGUUGAAGAGUUUCCAUUAUGUGCAGUGCUAUUCACUCAGUGUCCCGUCCCCCCCACAUUCCAUCAGCACGAGAGGCAGGUUUCGGACAACCUGCGAGUGAAAGCUCACCCCCCAACCCUGGGGAGGGCUUGCAAGGAUUAUCCUUAUUAUUAAAUUAUCCUUAAUUUGCUGCAUGGCCGGUAUCCGCUAGCGUGGGAUGCGCUGUUUACCAUGGCAGUGAGCGCCGGAAGUCCAUGUUUGUCUUUCUUCAAAACUGUACUAUUACAGCUCUGAUUGAUAGUCCUUUUACUGGUGGGGCUUCAGGAGUUGGUAGGCACGCUCUCUAUUUCAGUGCUCUUGUUUUUUUAAAAGCUGUAAAUUCAGCUAUAAGCAAGGUAUUUUCUUGGGCUGUCUGUGGGACACCUAGUAUGAGCAGAUUGUUGAUUUUUUUUAAAAUCUAAGAAAGACUACUUACACAUAAAAAAGAGGACGCUCGAUUCCAUAAUAGGAAGCAAAAAGAGGCCACAUAUUUACAUAUGCCAAUUUAUUUUUGUAUAUAUACUAAUCUGUGAAUAAUUACUAUAAUUUCAAUGGAAACCCAGUACAUUGGUACCUCGGGUUACAUACGCUUCAGGUUACAUACGCUUCAGGUUACAGACUCGGCUAACCCAGAAAUAGUGCUUCAGGUUAAAAACUUUGCUUCAGGAUGAGAACAGAAAUUGUGCAGCGGUGGUGCAGCGGCAGCAAGAGGCCCCAUUAGCUAAAGUGGUGCUUCAGGUUAAGAACAGUUUCAGGUUAAGUACGGACCUCCCGAACGAAUUAAGUACUUAACCCGAGGUACCAUUGUACAUCUCACUGUCAUGAGGAAGACGGUGGCCAGGUGACCUGUUUGCCUAUGGUGUUAAUAGACAAGGCUGUUGAUCUCCCUUAUUAGACUGGACUUCAAAUAGAAAAACCAUUCAAAUAGAGGACAGUCCUCUGGCAGCUGUCUUCUGUAAGGUGGGACACAUAUUCCUUCCCCAUAAAAGGUAAAGGUACCCCUGCCCGUACGGGCCAGUCUUGCCAGACUCUAGGGUCAUCUCACUCUAUAGGCCGGGAGCCAGCGCUGUCCGCAGACACUUCCGGGUCACGUGGCCAGCGUGACAAGCUGCAUCUGGCGAGCCAGCGCAGCACACGGAACGCCGUUUACCUUCUCGCUGGUAAGCGGUCCCUAUUUAUCUACUUGCACCCGGAGGUGCUUUCGAACUGCUAGGUUGGCAGGCGCUGGGACCGAACGACGGGAGCGCACCCCGCCGCGGGGAUUCAAACCGCCGACCAUGCGAUCGGCAAGUCCUAGGCGCUGAGGUUUUACCCACAGCGCCACCCACGUCCCUUUAUAUUCCUUCCCCAUAUAUUCCACUAAUUUAAUCGUCUUCACGGUGAUCCCCGCAGUGCACAUUCUCCUCUGUUUUCCUCAGAAAAUCAGCUUGCUCUUCUUAGUUGUCUGUGUAAGGAGACAAGGCCUCUGUCCUCCUUGAUACAUUUCAUUAUCAAGGUAAGGCUGUGGAAGGGGGUCUUCGAGUCGGAGAUUAAGCGUGAGGCUGAUUGAGGAUCUCGGGAGUCUGAAGUUAACGGUUCUGGGGAAAGAGGAAACGUUCUGAAUCUGACUUCCUACAGACUUCAGGUUCCCUAGGGUCGGUGGUCUGAGCCUAGUAACAAUAUUUUUAGGGUCCAGAAGGGAGGGACUGGCAGUUGUACACGUGUGUGUGUGUGUGUGGCUGAGAGGAGCAGGCAAGUGUGGGAGCCAUGGAAUUCUGGAGCAGCCAUCUUGUGGGUCACAUGACUCUCUUUCCAUCUCUUCUAGAAUUUGAGAACAGUGGGAGUUAGUUUAUAGUUCUGAAGAGGAAGUCCCUGAGCUUAAGGAAGGCGGUUGCAGCUCAGGGGCGGCCCAAGUUUCUGUGCCAAAGGAAAUCCUGCCAAUAUCUUCCAAUGGUUGAGAGCCACAAGGCACAGCCUCACUGCUGUUUCUCCUUCUGCAACGAUCCCCAUACAGUACCUUCCCUAGUUAUAUCUUCUCUGUCGACGGACCUGGCUGUCAACACUGCUUCCUUAUUCCCCCUAUGAUUCCCACCCCCUUCCUUUGCCAGGGCCUUGCUUCCUCUUCUCCUCUUUCUCAACUUCUGCCAGGCAUAAAACUAUUCCUUUCUCUCUGCUUUCCAGCGAUAUUACUGCUUCCUCCUGAGCCUUAAGCCCUACCCCAUGCUCCCGGGAUCCAUUUGGCCACUGUGUGGCUAGGGAAAGGGAUGAGAGAAGGAGAAAAGGCACUCUAAUUCUCUCACACAUUUUUUGACUUACCCUUAUAGAUCAGCUUCUUCCCUUCAUCUUUCUAAACCUGUCAGGAGCCGCACCUGAACUGCACGGCAGCCAUAUAUGAUUUGUGAGAAACGGUUUGACCGCCUAGGCCGCAGUCCCGUAAUCCAGUAUUUUUCCGUUUAAGAAUUAUGUUUAGAAAGCCUGCUGUGCUGCUCCUUUUGCAAAUCCCUUCAGCGGCGAUGGCUAAAGAGUCGCUAAAUGUUGUUGCAUGAAAAUAAUGUUACUUUGCUUUGGAGCUGUGUGGAUCCAGAAUAGGUAAGGUGCUAUUUUGCUUAAACCACUUGGUUUGUUGUAGCGGUUGCUAGGCUGGAGAAAUCAUUAUGUGGCACCAAGCAUUUGAAAGGCAUUCAGCCUUACUAAGCGAGUGGCACUGUUCCCCAUAAGUAAGGGGAGCGUGGAUGUAGCCAAGGGGGGGGGGCAGAGAGGGGCAGCUGCCCCCCAGGAAAUAAAAAUCAAUAAAAAUACAUAGUGAACUGAGGUUCUUCCCCCCUCCAACAAAAAUCCUGGCUACGCCCAUGAUGGGGAGACCAUUUGUCCCCCAGCAAAUGCUACCACCCAGGUAUCUUUGGCAUUGUCUCUUUGGGAUAGCUUUGGGUGUUGUCCCAAAUGUGGUGGGAUGUCUUGUGAAGGUCUUAAGGCCCCUUGGUAGCUCUAGCUACGUACUGAGUUUUGUGAGAAGGCUUUUGAGAGGGGGAGAAUGUCCCAGUUCAGUGGUACAACAUCUGCUGAGCAUCUGCUAUUCUGAUCCCUUGCAUCACUGUAGGGCAGGGGUCAGCAACAUUUUUCAGCCAUGGGCCGGUCCACUGUCCCUCAGACCUUGUGGGGGGCCGGACUAUAUUUUGAAAAAAUAUAUGAAAGAAUUCCUAUGCCCCACAAAUAACCCAGAGAUGCAUUUUAAAUAAAAGGACACAUUCUCCUCAUGUAAAAACACGCUGAUUCCCGGCCCUUCUGCGGGCCGGAUUGAGAAGGCGAUUGGGCCGCAUCCGGCCCCCGGGCCUUAGGUUGCCUACCUCUGGUGUAGGGCAAGGAAAUAUUUCCUAUCUGAAGCUCUGGACGGCUGCUGCCAAUCAGUGCAGACAGUACUGAGCUAGGAGGAGUAAUGAUCUGGUUCAGUAUAAGGCAGUUUCCAACUCUACUACUUGGGUCAUUGCAAACAUUGAGACAGCAAAGAGGGCCAAGACUCUUCAGAGAGUGGUCAUGGGGAUUAUCAGUUUGUUUUUGUUCUUAUUUUUAUUAUGUAUUUUGUUUUUUAUAUUGUCAUUUUGUGUUGCAAACCGCCCCAAGAUCUUUGGGUAUAGGGAGGUAUGCAGAUUGAAUAAAUAAUAAAACAAUACUAAAUAAAACUUUAUGUUGGCCCUUACCGUGUUAUUAGCUGGCCGAAAGGGCCUUGCCAUUUUCAGGUGUGCUUCUCGUUUUUUAGUCAGCAGUGGCUCUGUGCACUGAGCAGUUUCAUUUCUGGCAGAAAUGUAGCCGUGGGUGGCUUUCCUCUUUGUUGCGUCUCCUUGAGCUUCACCUGAUUUUCUACCUGUUGCUGAGCUGUUGAAUGCUCAGAGCUGCCCUCAGGGGCCGGGGAGGCAGCACCCUUAUAUAUACUUCUCCAUGAUGAGGUUUGUUAUCUGGAGCCAGUCCUCAUGCAGAAAGAUUGCGUAAGCUGCUUAUCGACUUUCUCUGCACACUGAAGAGCAAUUCGGCAGCGUUCAUUGUGGCAGAAACAACUAUAUUUGGGUCAGGUUAGGGAAUGCAGCCCAGCAACAAUUUGACUUUCUAGUUCCUGUAUGUAUUUCCUGAGAAAGUUCUCCACACUUAGGGCUAGAAGGUUACGAAACGGAAUCUGCCUUGGUUUAGCACCACUGAUUUCAGGACAUUGCAGGAGAGAUUUGCUGAGUCAAAUAUUUUGGGUACAUAAACAGAAGGGACAAAUGUACUGAUGUGGUAUCUCUGGGUGUCCUCUCAGCUAGAGGGCUCUGAAGUUCCCUUACUAAAUGCACAUGAUAGACUGCAGAGUGGUCUAGAAUGAACAUAUAAGGAAUCUGCAGGAAAACCCCAAAGGAAUAUUUUGGCAAAUCCAUAUUGCUGAGGUUACACCUACACGGCAGUUUUUGAAAGGCAGUGAGCUUCGCACUUUACUUGUUAAACAAGUUUUGUUUGCUAAGUAGCCUUAAAGAUAAGCAGAGCUGUGGUAAAGAAGUACUAUAGAUGCUUUGGGUAUACCUACUUGAAGACUUGCACCCAUAUAUUAAAAAGGUACACUAAUUAGAAUUUGGACUUUGAGCACUCAGGAUGUGGGAGGGAGGGAGAGGCAGACUUUCAUUAUUUCACUUCCCAUUAUAAAUACUAGUCACUCCUUCAAGUGCAAAAGGAGUGACUAGUAUUUGAAAUUGAAUUCUGAGGUACUGAUUAGGACACCUAAAGGCUUUAAAAAUUACCGUAAUAAUAAAAUAUAAGAGCCCCUUGAAACAGGCAUUGGCCAUUAUGUCUCUGUUUUUAAGUAUAUUAUAGUUGAUUGUUAAUAGGUUAUAUCUCUUUAUUAUUGUCCUUUGAGAGACUAUGAAGUGAUUGGGAAGAGUUUGGUAUUAUCUUGCAUUUUAAGUGGGACCAGUUCUCACUGCCUGUGCUAUGUUGCUUUUGGUUUUUCCUUGCUAUUCUUAUGGUUCUGUGCAUGUGUUGAGUAGUGGAUCUCCACUGUCGGUGAGGGGGAAUUAUUUAACCACAAUCACAUUAAUUCCCUGGAAUUAAUGCAGACCAUUGCAGGGAAUUUAGCCCUGAGAAUUGGCCUUGAGCUGUAUGGGAUUGAUCUCUGUUUCAAAUUUUAAACUCACUGUCACAAUAUGUAAUAACAUGACUAAGUUAGACAAAACAACACUUUUGAAACAUGAUAAGUUGCUCUCAUACAGGUUAAGCAUGUACAGUAUUAAGGUGGAUAAAUAAGUAUUUACUAGACUGUAAUUUUAUGCAUGCUAAUUGCCUGAGUCACACCAUGUUUACUGUACUUAGAAAGUCCACUUGAUUUUAUUCUACCUUUAUAGCUUUGUCUCAGGUUAUAAUGACAGUUAAGAUCAGAUAGUAUGCUACUUUAUUUCUUUUAGGGUGAUAUCCAUCAUUAGUCCUGUUCAGAGUAAAAGGUAAAGGGUAAAGGGACCACUGACAAUUAAGUCCAGUUGCGAACGACUCUGGGAUUGUGGCACUCAUCUUGCUUUACAGGCCGAGGGAGCCGGCGUUUGUCCGCUUCCACAGACAGUUUUUCCGGGUCGUGUGGCCAGCAUGACUAAGCCGCUUCUGGCGAAACCAGAGCAGCACACAGAAACACUGUUUACCUUCCUGCCGGAGUGGUACCUAUUUAUCUACUUGCACUGGUGUGCUUUUGAACUGCUAGGUUGGCAGGAGCUGGGACCAAACAACGGGAGCUCACCCCGUCGCAGGGAUUCGAACCGCCGACCUUUCGAUUGGCAAGCCCAAGUGGCACAGUGGUUUAACCCACAGCGCCACCCGCGUCCCUCUGUUCAGAGUACACCCAUCUAAAUAAAUGGAAAUCACUACUACUAUGUGUAGGACUAAUCUUGGAUAUCACCAUUAAAAUAAUUCAAUUCUGCUCAGUGUAUGUUGGUUUAAUUUUUAACCUUUAAUGGUUUAACCUUUAAAAUGCAUUAACAAGGUUUAUAUAAAGGCAUAAUUUGUGUUCAUAUGGAUUGCCGUGACUAUGAAAGAUGCAGAGAUAAACUCUAAUUGAUGCUGAUUAGUAUCUGGAAUGGUAGGUAGCUCUGGGGCUUGUUAAGACAAGACCUGGAUCAGGUUAUCCACAGAUGUUUAUACAGGUUCCAACAUCUCUGUAAUGUUUCACAGUAUCAGAAGCACUUUUCUAUUUAAACCUUGCUUGUGUGUUCAGUUUGGUGAAUGAUAAUUCAUGAACUCUUCUGUAGACAAUGGAUUCUAUGGUUUUCCUGAAUAACGGAAUCUAACAAGUUGGUAGGGCUUUUUAAGGGUGAAAACUUGUUUAAGAAGGGAUGAAUUUCGGAUAUUUGUGUACUACCUUUCUGUUUGUAAUUAACAGUUGAUUUCAAUCUCCCCCAGUAAUGUAACAUUUUUUUAUCUUGACCUUCCCUUCCUACACACCCUCUGAUUACCCUUCCCUUCAUUCAUCCUUGCCAUCUCUUUCUCUCCCCCUUUGCAAAAUGAGCAUAAGUUAUGCCUCAAGUAUUUAUAUGCUAUUUAUUAUUUCUAAGAAAAGAAAAAGUUACAGAAUGGCUCCACUUUCAUCCAUUGCACAUUUAAAAUAUAAAUGUAUAGGUCAUAGUAGCAUCCUAAGCUUCACAAAUAAGGUAAUGCUAAUAUAGAACCAAACAUCUACCUGCACCACUCGAAUUGGUAAAUACAGUGGUAGUUGGUAACUGGAAAGACUGACAGCCAAAUCUAGAAUAGAGCCCAGGAAGUGAAAGGGUAAGUCAUCUCCUCCCACCCUCCUUGCUGUUGCAGGCAUACUCGUUGUUGCAAAGAGCUCAGUUGCAUUGUCAUUCCUGAGACGUUGGAGUAGGCUGAACAAAACGUGGCUGCAGCAAAGGCUGUUGGUUUCUGGCAGUUUGCCCCGUCUUCCCUGAAUGAGAUUAGUUCCUUGAAAGGUUCUUAUUUGGCCCUAGGAAGUUAUAGGUAACUAAUGAGCUAUCUGGAAAACUAGUUCAUGGGCUGCAGAUAGACUGCAUUGGUAGAUGUUUCAAACCAGUUGCAUACUUCCUCAGAGGCCCUUGUCCACAUGCCCUGCUUUCAGAAGUUAGGUGGGCAGCUGCUGGAGAAAGGGCCUUCUCUGUGGUGGCACCCAAGCUCUGAAACUUUACUCCCAGCCGUGUUCACCUGGUGCCUUCACCUCUCUAUCUUUUAGGCAUCAGACAACGUCUGCCCUGUUCUUACAGUGGCAAUUGGGAUAGGGUGUACUAAAAAGCAGUGUUAGAAACUCAGAUAUAUGUUAGAUGCCAAAUGGCUCCUUGAACCAGGGUUAUAGUCGCCAAAACAGAAUGCUUAGUUGCCACUAAGGAUGGUUACACAGUUGUAUUUUUGAAUACGACGUUUUGGUUCCUGAAAUUCAUUCUGAUUGUGCAGAUAAAAUAUAAUGGAUAGAAUUGUACAGGAUCUGUUGCUAGCGUGUGAAAACAGCCAAUAAUAUCCAAGGAUCCCCAGGCAUGCACCUCCAGAUGGUGGAGACAUCAGGCGCUAUCCUGGCACCCAGGAUUCUUCACUUGGUUGCAAGUGGCUGAUAGGCAAGUGCAAGAUGCACCUGGCGAAUUUCAAAUGCUGCUAAAAAGAAUGGCAAAAAUACCCACCAGAAACAAUGGGAGCUCCCUGAAGGACCACAAGAAAUAAUGGGAACAGCAGAUGUCAAUUGAUAUGACCAGGCACCAUGGAAAUAAAUAUGUUGUUGUUGUUGUUUAGUCGUGUCCGACUCUUCGUGACCCCAUGGACCAGAGCACGCCAGGCACUCCUGUCUUCCACUGCCGCCCGCAGUUUGGACAAACUCAUGCUGGUAGCUUCAAGAACACUGUCCAACCAUCUCAUCCUCUGUCGUCCCCGUCUCUUUCUGCCCUCCAUCUUUCCCAACAUCGGGGUCUUUUCCAGGGAGUCUUCUCUUCUCAUGAGGUGGCCAAAGUAUUGGAGUCUCAGCUUCAGGAUCUGUCCUUCCAGUGAGCACUCAGGGCUGAUUUCCUUAAGAAUGGAUAGGUUUGAUCUUCUUGCAGUCCUUGGGACUCUCAAGAGCACCAUAAUUCAAAAGCACCAAUUCUUCGGCGAUCAGCCUUCUUUAUGGUCCAGCUCUCACUUCCAUACAUCACUACUGGGAAAACCAUAGCUUUAACUAUACGGACCUUUGUUGACAAGGUGAUGUCUCUGCUUUUUAAGAUGCUGUCUAGGUUUGCCAUCGCCUUUCUCCCAAGAAGCAGGCAUCUUUUAAUUUCGUGGCUGCUGUCACCAUCUGCAGUGAUCAUGGAGCCCAAGAAAGUAAAAUCUCUCACUGCCUCCAUUUCUUCCCCUUCUAUUUGCCAGGAGGUGAUGGGACCGGUGACCAUGAUCUUCGUUUUUUUGAUGUUGAGCUUCAGACCAUAUUUUGCUCUCUCCUCUUUCACCCUCAUUAAAAGGUUCUUUAAUUCCUCCUCACUUUCUGCCAUCAAGGUUGUGUCAUAAAAACAGGGAAAUGGCUCCCAUUGGUUCCAAUGGACAUUCUUGUUAUUUCUUUUCAUAGAUCAAAUCUGAAGUAAUUCAUUUUAAUGCCUAUUUGACUGAUAAUGAAUUCCUGUCAAGAGACUUGGGCAAGGCUUACCAGGGUUGUAGGGAUUUAAACUCGGGUCCCUGAUGUUUCAAGUGCAAUACAGUGGUACCUCGAGUUACAAACGCCUCAGGUUUUAAACGCUUCAGGUUACGAACUCCGCUAACCUGGAAGAGUUACCUCGAGUUGAGAACUUUGCCCCAAGAUGUGCCGGUGGUGCAGCAGCAGCAAGAGGCCCCAUUAGCAAAAGCACACCUCUAGUUAAGAACAGUUUCAGGUUAAGAACGGACCUCUGGAACGAAUUAUGUUCGUAACUAGAGGUACUACUAUAUCCUAUCCUCUGAACCACACUCAAGACAGAUACCAUUCUACACAAACACUGGAGGUAGGAUAGCAACUGAAGCUACCAAGGACUGGGUUCAGAACCUAUCAGUGUCAUUCUGUCUAAACUUUAUAUGUGAUUUAUUAAAAUGAAAACACACACAAAAAACUUCCCGGUUGCAGGUAAGGGGGUGGAGAGAAUGGUGACUGGGCCAUUUCAGGAGGAUAUGGAUUACCUGGAUCUGUUUCAGACUUGGUUCAGGCAUUGUUUGGGACUGAAUCAGCCUUGGUCAUCCCGGUGAAUGACCUGUAUCAGGACAGGAGGAGUGCAUCUUUGCUUCUGCAAAUGUAGCUGGUAGCAGCUAAGUGACUGCUGUGGGUCUUACCAGAGUGGUGAAGCUAAGGUUAAGAAAAGAAUGAUGCUCCUCUCCGAUUCAGUCCCAAACAGUGCCUGAACCAAGUCUGAAACAGAUCCAGGUAAAACCAAGGUAAUUUGAUUUUUUUUCUUUUUUAAAAAAUGGAUUCCAUUGAGUUUUGUACACUCUUAAGUGGUGCAGUAAGGAGUAACGAUAACAACAAAAGCAAAAAUAACAGUCUCUCGUGAUUUGUUAUAAAUAAACUAAUGCAUACACAGGGAGGAGAGAAACAAGGAAUGGAAACUAAAGAUAGUUAAGCACAUUAGUUAAUCAAAUCUCUCCAGAAAUCUGAAUCUCAGGCUGGUGGUUUGGAACCUGUAGAUAAGGAAAUCAUGCAGGCAGAGGGCCUUCUCGGUAGUGGCACCUGCCCUAUGGAACACCCUCUCAUCAGAUGUCAAGGAAAUAAACAACUCUCUGACUUUUAGAAGACUUCUGAAGGCAGCCCUGUUUAGGGAAGUUUUUAAUGUUUGAUCUUUUACCGUGUUUUUAAUGUUCUCUUGGGAGCCGCCCACAGUGGCUGGGGAAACCCAGCCAGAUGGGCGGGGUAUAAAUAAUAAAGUGUUAGUAUUAGUAUUAGUAUUAUAAAUGACUUUCCCCACUGCCUUCUUUAUCUCAGUCAAAACUAGGCCUGAACAGUCUGUGGUGUGGAUUCAGUGAGCUGAACAAAUGGCGAGGUUUCAUUCACCGGAUGCCUAGUCGCCCACAGUGGUUAAGCUGGAGUAGCUCAGUUAAGACCACAUUUCCAUUGUGGCUUUGGCCUUAUAAAGGUGUCACGACUGCCAGCACUUUGUUAUGCCUCUUCCCGCCCCCGCUCCCCAGUUCAUUGAGAAAAGUUCCUUAGGUAACAUGAUCUUGGUGCACAUUUCACAGAUAGUGCCCCUGGGGCACAAUGUUAUCAUCUCUCCCUUAACAGCAGUUCCUUGCAUUGAUGCUGACUCAUGGAUUUGGGUGACCAGCUGUGAGUUUAAAUGGCUUUUCCUUUCAAAAUGCUGUUAUCAGCUUAGGCUCACACAGCUUUAACCGUGGUGCUAUCCAGAGUUGGCUUCGAAGCCAGGUGUCUUUAGUGCUAUAUCUGCAGGCUAUCGGAACAACUGCAGAAGCGAACAUAUUACAAUACCUCAUCAUGGGGACUAUAGCGGGUAGGAUAUAUUCUGCAGUAGGGAAGCAAAUCCCCAUUUGCCACUGUUUUUGUAUCGGAAAAAGCCAAACCGGGUAAAUAAAAAAACAGGAAAUAACUUUGCAGAAAAGAAGAAGAGAGAAAAGUCUGGGUGUAAUAAUACAUUUCCUAGGUAUGAUUUAUUUAUACAUCCUAGGUAUUAUUUAUUUAUACAUCCUAGGUAUUAUUUAUUUCCGACAUUUUUCUAAUGGUUCAUGGCCAUUAACAGUUUUUCCCAUCUCCUUCAUUCUCACAACAACCCUGUGAGGUUGGACACAAUCCGAUAGGAGCUGAGCAGGACCCUUCAGCACUACCCUUGGACUAAUUGAGCAUUGACUUUGGCCUGCACAUUUUAUUGCAGCCAGUUAUGUCAAGCAAAGCCCUUUCCAUGCUUUGCAUAGGACGAUCCAGCGGUCCAGUCACCCUUUGCAUCCUCCCGGUAUCCAGGCUGGGUAUACCUAAGCAGGAACACAGCCACAUGCAGGACCUAAGGACAAGCAGGUUUGCUAGAUUAUCCUAAGUGAAGUAUGCAGUGGUGCCUGCUUGCGAUGAAGUGCUAAUGUGUGAUGGAGCUCUCAGAUAUAUGUAUGGUUAUAGCUCACCCAUGCGGGACACGGGUGGCGCUGUGGGUUAAACCACAGAGCCUAGGGCUUGCCAAUCAGAAGGUUGGCGGUUCAAAUCCCCGCAACGGGGUGAGCUCCCGUUGCUCGGUCCCAGCUCCUGCCAACCUAGUGGUUUAAAAGCAUGUCAAAGUGCAAGUAGAUAAAUAGGCACUGCUCCGGCAGGAAGGUAAACGGCGUUUCUGUGCGCUGCUCUGAUUCGCCAGAAGCGGCUUAGUCAUGCUGGCCACAUGACCCGGAAGCUGUACGCCGGCUCCCUCGGCCAGUAAAGGUAGAUGAGCGCCACAACCCCAGAGUUGGCCACAACUGGACCUAACGGUCAGGAGUCCCUUUACUUAUGGCUCACCCACUCCAAUUCUAGCAAUAUUGGGUAGGCUCUGUAAUCUGUGCACACAGAGGGAGAUGCUGGAAAAGUAGGUUGCACAGCUGACUUCUCUUUUUUUUUUAUUUCAGCAGUUGUCAAGCCACGGGCUACAAGGAAAGAAGGAUUUCUUGGUAGGCUAUCUAACCUGCUAGUUGGUGGAAGAAGCAGGUUGUGUCUGUUCCUGCAGGGAAAGGGGGAUGUGUUGAGUGAGAGGUCAGUAGGGGUGUUGGCAGAUAAUAGGCGGAGAGAGUAUCUUGUUGGUCUCAUUGAUAAGAGAAUUUUCCUGUUAGGGAUCUUGGUCUGUGCUCCCUUUUCCCUGCCUAUUAAUACAUAGAGCUCUCCAGUCAAACACAGAAGGGGGCACAUUUUGAAAAAAAACAUCUUGCACGAAGACUUUGGCUUUUCUUUUAUAACAAACCCAUCCCAAUAAAUAGCUCUGUAAUGUCAUUGUGCCAUUUAAUCAAUGAUUUCUGGUCUCUCUUAAAUGGUUAGUGUCUUUAUUAUGGUUUUAUAUGGGCUGCAAGCCAAUCCAGAUGAGUGGGGUAUAAAUUAAUAGAAUAAUAAUCACCAUCAUCAUCUAAAGUUACACUUCAGUGUUAAUUUGUUAUCAUAAAGUUAAAAACUGGCUUUGGAUGAAUUGGGUGUUUCUCAACACAAAACAGCAAUUUGUCGUGGCUUGUAAUGUGCAUUUCAACUUCACCCAGCUUAUUCUGCAACUCUCUCUUUUUUAUCCUAACAUGCUGCAAAGUAAAGGACACGACUUGGUUUUCACGAGAACAUGGAAGAGUCACUUCAGUGGGCCAGGUGCAAAUGGCAGCGCAUGGUUUCUUCAGAAGGCAAUGAUGAUGUCACCUUCCAGCAGCCAGCCAAGACCAUCAGUAAACACAGGAUCGUUAUACCAUGUCUGGGGCAUUUUAAGGAAGAAUACGAAAAAGUAUCCCACCUGUAUCAAAACAACAGAAUACGGACUACAAAGUACCGACUUUGGAACUUUGUACCGAAGAACAUAUUCGAACAGUUUCACAGGUAACGUGCACAGUUGUGAAAUUAAAGGAUAAUUAGAUAGUAUUGUUUGCAACAUUCAGAGUGAAAGCAAUGGUAGUUUGUUACAGUAAUGAACAGUAAUGAAUUACUAGAUAAUUUUGGGGACAGAUAGUUCCAAAUAAUCUGCUGGCCCCUUUGAAUACGUAAUAAUUGGCACCCUCGUGUUCAACAUUUGCGAUAGUUUAGUUGCAUGAGAUACUGGCAUAAUGGCACGUUUUGAAUUUAAUGUAACUGUUGAUGUACCCCCGGGUGUAGUCAAUGUGGUGGACCACAACUCUCACCAUUCCUGGUCAUUGAUCAUGCUAGGUAGGGGCAGGUGAGACCCAUAGUCAAGAAGAUUUGGAAGGCACCUGGUUGGCUAACCCUGGUAUACCCUGUCCUAAGCACCUACGUCCUGAUGUAGGAAGCCUUAGGUUUGGACUGUAAUUUUAAACAUAAUAAAACCAAAAAGAGAAAACAGAAAAAGGUGAUUUGGAAGCAUAAUGUUUGUGGGAGAAGGUCUGCAUUUUGUGGUUGUUUGUAAUGUUGCUUUGAUUAAUCAAGACACGUUUUCUGAUUUUACUCUAGUGUUGUGGGAUCUUUUCUGUCAUUAGUCCCAUGAAGUGAAUGCCUAGUCAUAACAUGCAUGCCCAUAGUUUGCUAUAAUAUCAAUUUACCAUUCUUAAUGAGCUGAAUACUAAUCUGAAGUCAACUGCUACUCACUUAGGUGUGUCAUAUCAAGCUCCAGACACUUUUUUUUUUUUUUACACUCGCUUCAAUGGCUGACACUAACAUCCUGUGGGUUGUUGUGUUUGUGUUUUCCAGAGCUGCCAAUUUAUAUUUCUUAUUUAUAGUUCUGCUGAACUGGGUUCCAGUGGUGGAAGCUUUCAGGAAAGAAAUCACCAUGAUCCCUCUCAUUGUGGUUCUCACAAUUAUUGCUGUGAAAGAUGGUGUCGAGGAUUACGCAAAAUACCAGUUGGACAAAAAAAUAAACAAUAUAGUGACUCAAGUCUAUUGUAGGUAAGUAAAUCAGAAAUAAUAUUACCAUUGCCUUUGACAAAUAUAAAUAUGACGCUGAAUAAUUAGAUCCAGAGGCUUGACAACCAUACGUCAGGAGUGCUCUGAUGGUGUUUCCUGCUUGGCAGGGGGUUGGACUCAAUGGCCCUUGUGGUCUCUUCCAACUCUAUGAUUCUAUGAUUUCAACCUGGCUUCCAGUCCGGUUUUGAGGCUGAAACUGCAUUGGGCCCCCCCUGGUAGAUGACCUGUGUUGGGAGAUUGAUGUGGGAAUGUUGAGGGUGGCAGGAGAGGAUAUAUUGAUUAAUAUUAUCCUCCCUCCCUAACUCGCGUUAGCAAGCUUCUUUACUUAGCAGAGUGCAUCCCCCUUUUACGCAGCAGAAAGCUGGUUGCAAACUCGUAUGAGUCUCUUAAAACAAGAAGCAAUUCAAUUUGGCUUGCCCAGAUUGAGAUAUGUUGUAUUAUUCCUGGUAAGACCCCUUUAAUCCAUCCUAAAAGAAUAAAGACACAACAGUCUUAUUCAUAAGUAACAAAAAGUAGUUUUACUCACGAUCAGGCAGAGCACAGUGUGUUACAAACAGGUUCACCCCAUAUGGGAGAUAACCUGGGGGACUGUUCCGGCGGGAAGGCAGCCAGCAGUACUGUCCAGGUGAAACAGGAAGUUCGCUGGACGAAAAAAAGAUCGAAGCAAAGAAGGUGGCUGCGUGACUUGGCCUUUUACCAGGUCUGGAAAGGUCACGCCCACCUACUAGUCACAUGCAAGGAAGGAUGCUCCAGGCCAAGAGGAACAGGAAGUUCAAGUGACUGCACCAACAUCCCCUGCAUGGCCACUCUAGCAAAAGAAGGAAUGUUGUACUUGACUGCUCCCAAUGGAUUAUAUCCCACAAUUGAUGGGUGCAGUCAGAGGCAUAGCGUGGGGGGGGCGUGUUGGUGGGGCCGUGGCCCCAGGCACAAUUUUGUGCGGAGGUGCAAACAGGCACCCCCCCCAGCAGGCUCCUUCAUCGGAGCCUGGCUCCGAGCGAGAAGGAGUUGCACCUUGGCUGCGGCGCUCGUGCCUGGCCACAGCUCCACCCUCGGGUCGGGCCUGACCCAGAGUAGGGGAGCAGGAGAAUGGGUGGCGAUGCUGCCGCCCACCGUCCUCAGUGCAGGAUGAUACCCUGUGGCUCUUUGUGGGUUUCAGUCCUAUCUACCAUGGGUGGGUAUAUGAGUGAUUGUGCAUGGGGCGUGCAGCUGCUGGUGUUUGCCAUAAGCCGUCCUAUCCCAGUCUGGUGCCCUCCAGAUGUUUUGGACUCCAGGAACUUGAUGACCCUUGUGGUCCCUUCCAACUCUACGUUUCUAUUAUUCAAUGGUCACCUUGUAACUAUCUGGACAUACAACAAGAGAGGCGUCUGUAGGAGAUUCCAGCUCUUGGGUAGGAUUAUAUAGAGGAAGGCAGUCUUUCAUGAAACCUGGUUCCAAGACUUUUAAGGUUUGGCAGGUUAAAAAAAUAGCAAUGUGAAUAGUUGUCGGAAACGUAUAGGCAGCUUUUCCUGUUUGGGAAUGUGGGGCAAGAGAAUGAAACAGUGCUCGCAUUCUCCUCCUGUGCUUAAGCAGAUAUGCCACAACGGCCACUGACUAGCUCCACACCUUGCUGCCGUUUAAGGGCUUGAAUCCCAAUCUGCUUCUGAGGAGACAUAAUUCAGAUUGGCUAUACAGUGGUACCUCAGGUUACAUACACUUCAAGUUACAUAUGCUUCAGGUUACAGACUCCUCUAACCCAGAAAUAGUGCUUCAGAUUAAGAACUUUGCUUCAGGAUGAGAACAGAAAUCGGGCUCCGGCGGCACGGCAGCAGCAGGAGGCCCCAUUAGCUAAAGUGGUGCUUCAGGUUAAGAACAGUUUCAGGUUAAGUACGGACCUCCAGAACGAAUUAAGUACUUAACCUGAGUUACCACUGUAUGUUGAAGCGAUUGGUAAAUGGCUCUUUAUAGAUGACUGUGCUGUACCACAUUUCCCAGACGUUAAUGAACCUGCCUUAGCACUGGGGUAGGGUGGGAACACACAUCGCACCAGAUCCAGCUCUCCUUCACACUGGGCUGCAAAAUGCAGAAAUACCAGCCAGGUAUGGAGGGUACCAGCAAGGUAUGCGGGUGGCGCUGUGAUCUAAACCACUGAGCCUAGGACUUGCCGAUCAGAAGGUUGGCGGUUCGAAUCCCCGUGACAGGGUGAGCUCCCAUUGUUCGGUCCCAGCUUCUGCCCACCUAGCAGAUCAAAAGCACAUCAAAGUGCAAGUAGAUAAAUAGGUACCGCUCCGGCGGGAAGGUAAACGGCGUUUGCAUGCGCUGCUCUGGUUCGCCAGAAGCAGCUUAGUCAUGCUGGCCACAUGACCCGGAAGCUGUCUGCGGACAAACACUGGCUCCCUCGGCCUAUAGAGCGAGAUGAGCGCCGCAACCCCAGAGUCAUCCGCGACUGGAGCUAACGGUCAGGGGUACCUUUACCUUUUUAUGGAGGGUACCACAGAUACACUCCCCCUUGAUUCCCCUUCAUACUGGCUUUGCACAUUUCAAGCCAAGAUUUGGCCUUUGAGUGUAUAUUAACAUGCGUAACAUUGGCUGUGUGCAAAUUGAAUUUAAAAUAUUUUCAGAUUGAGCUCUUGAUAGGGCCUUGAACUCAUUAUCCGUUUUAGGAAAUGUGCGCUGCUUAGAAGUCGUAAUUACAGUUUAACGGUAUUGUUUUGGGAGGCAAGAGGCUCUUGGCAGACAUUAAUGCAGCUUUAGUGUGUUUUGUACCUAUACUUCUGUAUCGAUUUUGCACAUUGAUUUUUAUGUCCUCUUAGAAAACCAGUGAUAACCAUCUAGGAAAGGAAGUAGGCAACUGACUUGUACUAAAUAUUUUUAGACUGUGCUGCUCCUCCAUCCUCCUUUUCUUUGCUUUUGAUUCCCUUCCAUUUGGGGGAGCAGGAAAAUACAAAAAAAGUGAAUGUCCUCUGUCCUUUGUGGCCUCUCCUUUUAGGCUUGCAGUCUGUUGAAUGUUUGCUAAUACAGAUUUUUGGCCCCAAGGGGGGAAAACUGUUUUGUUUUUUUGUUUGUUUGUUUGUUUGUGCAAUGGUUCCUCUAUCCUCUUUUUAAAAACAAACAAAUAUACCACAAGCCUUUGGGUCUCAGCUAGUUUUCAUAUUCUAGUUAAGUAUAAUUAACAUGCUUUCUGUCUUGUUUACAUAUUAUUUCCAUGUUGCUGACAAAUGCCAAGUUCUGGUGGACAGAGCAGUGGCAUGCAAUUUCUAAGCAAGUUGUUGCAUUUGGAGUAUCAGGAAAAUCAAAUCUGGAAGGAGCAGGUCUCUCAAAUGCAAUUGCCCUUUAUUGCUACAUAAUAAGAAUAGGACGAGAAACUCUCCAGCAUUCAAACUACAGGAGCUCAAGUGGUUUUGACUAUUUAUUUAUAUAAAAUAAUUAUGUACCGCUGUAUUGUAGAAAUGUAUCGCAGCGGUUUACAACGAUAUAAUUACAUAAAACCACACAGUAAAAUCAUUUUUAAAAGUUUGAAAAAUAAAAACAAAAGUGUUUUUUUAAAAAAACUUCAGUAGACCGUUGUGAGGGAUAGACUUCUAAUUGUCAGAUAGGCCGGUCAUUUAAAAGUUGGCACAUAAGGUUUUAAAAAAGCACAUAACACUGAAACACAGCACCACCUGGCCAGUGACCAAAAUAAAUCCAUUCAUUCAUUCAUUCAUUCAUAACCCAAGUCUUGUGGGUAGAGUUGCCCUUGAAAUCGUUGUACAAGGAUUGAAUGUGAUGGGGACAUGAGCAGACAGGGGAUUGUAGGAAUGGGUGGUGUGUUCUGGAUAUGGAGGUGCUUGUUCUAAAAAUCAAACACACAUUCAAACAUACUACUUAACAUAACCUCUCCACUGAGGAUGUUGAGCAGUUGGUAUAACGAGGUCUUGAUUUUGGUCAUUAACAUAAAGGGGUCCACGUUUCUUGGAAAAUGUCUCUGUUCGUUAUGCCUCUAUAAUUGGUCUUCCGUGUCUGGUGAGAUGCUCAAACAUUGCUGUAUCCCAGAUAUUAUUUUCCCAUAUGUUCAGGGGUAUUUCAGUCUGGUUCCUCCAUUGUUGAGCUAUCACUAAUUGUGUUACAGUCAGUAAGAAGUCUACUAGUUCUCUGUGGUGGAGCCCACAGAGAUAGUAGGGCUAAGGCAGAAUUUGGAGGAAGGGGUUGGCCUGUGAUUGUGGAUAUAAUGGACAUAUAAAAAACAUUGAAUCCAAAAUAAAGCAGUACAAACAAUUAAAAAAAAGAAAAAAAAAGAAAAACGAACAAACAAAAACACACAUCUACAGAUAAAACCAUAUCAUCAUUCUAAUCUUUAUGUACAUAUACAGAUAUUGACUUCCUUCCUUUGUUCUAAGACCUCAAAAUUUUUACUCUUUCUAAAUUGUUGUGUCUAAUGUAGAUUACCUCUAUCUUUAUACUUUUUGCACCAUUUUUCUCUUUCUUUAACCCUGCAAAGCUUCAUUCGUUACAUACCGAUAUGCUUAUUCCAGAACAAUGUUUUUUCAUAUACUCUUUAGCACAUCCCCAUUCUUCUAAUAAUUUUUGGUCCGAUUGUCCCCUUAUGAAUGCUGUGAGUCUUGCCAGAUUCAGCUCAAUUGCCUUCUAAAUCCGGCCCACAAACAGUCCAGGAAUCAGCGUGUUUUACAUGGGUAGAAUGCGUCCUUUUAUUUAAAAUGCAUCUCUGGGUUAUUUGUGGGGCAUAGGAAUUCGUUCAUUUAUUUUUUCAAAAUAUAGUCCAGCCCCCCCCCCCCCCCAGGUCUGAGGGACAGUGGACCGGCCCCCUGCUGAAAAAGUUUGGUGACCCCUGCGGCUACACAAAGUCAGAGUCUCCCCUAAAUGAAACUCUAUUGUGUGCAAGCUACAGACAAUCCAGACUUCAUUUUAAAAGGUUUAAAACAUUAAUACUUUUGUGUUUCUUUAUACCAGGAAAUACUCUGAACAUGCAUAGUUAGAUGUGAUUGUUAAUAUCAGAUUUUCCUACGCACAUGUAAAGUCAAAAUUUAAUUGACUGCCUUAUAAAUGCUUUUGUUUAGUUCCUUGAGAAACGGAUGGAUUUUUAAAUGCAUGGUAGUUUAUUGCUUUUUGUGUUUCAUCGUUUUUUUAAAAAAUGGGUCCCGCCCCGCCCCCUCCUGUUUUUUCCUCCCCAGAAAUAAAAAGGCAUAUGUCGAGAAGUUCUGGAAAGAUGUUAAAGUUGGUGAUUUUAUCCGACUGUUGUGUAAUGAGGAGAUUCCCGCUGACAUGGUGCUGAUAUAUACUAGUGAUGGAGAUGGGAUCUGUCACAUUGAAACAUCAAGCCUUGAUGGAGAGACCAAUCUGAAACAGAGACAGGUUGUGAGAGGAUUUGGCGAGCAGGUAUAAAUGGGCACUUCUUGGGAGAAAGUCUGUGUAUAAUCCAUAUCAGGGGGAAUCCUAUAAACUUCAAUAGUUUUUGACAGUUCUCUUUGUACUGAUUUCGGACUCCUGGCUCUACUCAUUCUGUCUCCAGGAUACCUCUCCUCCCAGCACACACAGAAAAACAACACCAAUUUUCUUCCUUCUGGCAGCAACCCUUGUGAUUCACAAUGUCAUUCCAGAAACACACACAGGGCCUUUUUUCCAGCCAGAACUCACCAAAACUCAGUUCUGGCACCUCUCAAGUGGGUGUCAUUGCCAUUACCAUUAAGGGAGGUGUUCGUGGUGAGUUCCGGCCCCUCUUUUUUCUAGAAAAACCACUGAAUACACACACAAAGGCGCACACACCUUGGUAAAUGUUGACAUUCACCACAAUUUGGACAUUCACUGCAGCUGAGAAUGUUCCUCAUUAUUAAUUCUCUUGUUGUAUAAGCAGCUCCAUACAGGUGAUUUAUCCCACAACUUUGAGAUACAUUAUUAAUAUAUCCCGUUUCACAGAGGGGGGAACAGCGGUUGAGGGAGAGGUAUUCUAUAUAAUUAGGGAGAGAGGAGUACAAUGUAAUAAAUAGUCCAGCACAGGAUCAGAUCAACCCAUGUAUAUUUUGCCUUAUAUUAAUACACUCAUAUGCAAUGACUAGAUAGAUAGUCAAAGGAGUCACUAACAAGUAGACUCUUCUACCUUAAAAAUAAAAACUCCUCCCUUCUUAGAGAUGGGAAGGCCUGGAAAACAAUUGGGGGGGGGGAACAGAUCUUUUUCCAAAGCCGUUUCCCCCCGGAAAAAUGGAAAAAAAGAAGUUUGAUAUAGUUUGAAUAUUCCAUACACUCCCCCCCCCCCAUUUUUCCUGGAAAAAAAAAGGCUUUGGGGGAAAAACCUGCCCCCCCCAUUUUUCUGUCCCCCCCAGUCCUUCCAGCCCCCACACUUUGGAGCUCCCUGCCGACGGACACCAGGCAGGUGUUCUCACUGUACUCUUUCCGACAACUGCUCAAAACAUUUUCGUUAGGGCCAGCCCAUCAUAACACGUAGAAGCUGCAUGCGAUUUACUUCCUUUUAACCACUGCUGACUUUAAUCAUAUUUUGAAUACUCUUAAAUACCUGCUUUUAACUGUGUUUUAUCAAUCAUUUUAAUGUUCUGUUGUAUAUUUUUGUAAACUGUUUAGAAAGCUCUCUUACCAUCGUGUGGUUUUAAUAUAUAAUAACAAAUUCAAUUUAAAAAACACACACACUCCUUUUCCUUUCAAACACAGUUUGAGCCUUAGUGCAACUUACUAUUCAGUAACUGGAUGUUGGUUACUUCUGGGCCUGGCAUGCAAAAAAAUUGCCUUACGCUUUGCCCCGGCUGUCCUGGAGUAGAGAUGGGAAGCCUGGAAAAAAAAAUAGAAAAAUUGGGGGGAAACUGGGUUUUUUCCAAAGCCGGUUUUUUAGAAGUCCAUGAGAAAAAUGACAAAGAGGAAGAGGAAGAAGAAAUGGAAAAUGAUAGCAGUAGUUAAGGAAAUGAGAUAGAAUAAACUGCAUGUAUAUGUUGUGUCUUCUGUUUCUUUUUUUUAAAAAGCACUACUCAAAGGGUAGACCUUCUAUGGAGCUUAAAUAUUGAGGUAGAUCUUAACUUUAUUUGCUGUUGGUGCUAAGGGGCAAAUCUGAUUAUUUUUUAUGUCAAUGGUUUCUUGCUUUUGUUUUUUUGCUUGUGAGGGAAAGGGUGGUGGUUACCUGUUUUAUUACAAGCAUAAUACUUUUAUAUACAAUGUGUUUCACGCAAUUUGUAUUUUUUUUUAAAGAUAUUUAUUGAAAUUUUCAAAAUGUUACACAAAAGAGAAAAAUAAAAUAGCAACAGAAGAAAGUACAAAAUAAAAAUAGUUGACAAAGUAGAAAAGGAAAAAAAGAAACAAAUCCCUUCCCACCAUAUGAGUAAAAAAUUCAAAAUAAGAAAAAGUGACAGAAAGAAAAAAGAAAAAUACAUCACAAACCUUUAAAAACAUUUAAAAACAAAUUCAUUGUAUUCAGAUCCUUAACUGUCAUUGCCUUCUUUCUUAGACCUCCUCCUCCUCCCUUUCUUUGUAUCCUAGUUAUUAAUUAUCCCAGCAAAUCCUUUCCAGAUUUCAUAAUAUUCUGUCAUUGCAUUACCCUAAUCUGUUUUGAUCUUAUCUUUCUAUAAUAAAAUAAACCUUAAAGCUUAAAACUUAAAUGUUAUCCUUACCAGCUUCUCAUAACCAUAAUAUUCUUUCAUAAUUCUUUAAACAUCUUUGCUAAAGCCAAGUAAUUUCAUUCCAACAUUUUUCUAACAUUCAUCAAUUUUAUAAAACAGUUCUAAUGGUAGAGAAAAGAGAUACAAACAAAUCCAAUCUUCAUCCAACGUCCCUUCCUCCUGGUUCCGGGUUUUGUCAGUCCUUAUUCCCGUCGAUCUGGCCCAUUAACCUGGCAACCUUAUAUCCGAGGCCCUCAAGUCUCUUCCAUGUCCCUUCCGCGGCUCUUCUUCAUAUUUGUAACUGUAUUUUCCCUUGUCUUUGUAAAACUACUCCACACUGAACUUUUUUUUUCUUUCAAUUUUUCCAAAAUUUCUAUUUUUUCCGGGGGGAAGCGUUUUUUCCUCAUGGCUUCAAAAUUUCCGGAAAUUAUACAUCUCUAUCCCUUCUCAGUGCUUAUUUGUCAAUUACAUUUCUAUCAUGAUGUCAAAAAGUAACCAACCAAUUCUUAUUUAUAUGGCAUAUGGGGCUUGAUUAAACCGAGUGAGGCCUUGGGUCUGUCUGAGCCAUUUUCUUUCUCUCUGAUAAGCCACCAACUUUCUUGGGCAGAGGUCUGUACCAGCAACUUCUGUCCUUUUUUCAGCCAUUCAAGAGACUCUUCUCAGUCACCUCAGAGUGGGUUUUACUUUUUCUUGCACCCAAUAAGCAGGAAAGCAGGCCUUCCUGUAAACCUGCUCAGUUCUCUGAGAAUCUAGAUUUAGCAGUACCUGGAUUUUUACCUCAGGUUGUCAUGCCAACCAGUGCAGAUAGGCAUGCAAAGAAUUGAUGCGAUAAUUCAUUACUUUAACGAUGUUGCUGCAUCCCACGUUUGAGCUCCAUUUUCCCCCUUCUCCCCCCCCCCCCCAAAUUUGUAUCUAGGAAACUGAAGUUGAUCCGGAAAAUUUCGCAAGCAGGAUAGAGUGUGAGGCGCCAAACAAUGAUCUUACCAGGUUCCGGGGGUUUAUGUAAGUAAUUUGGGGUAAGCUCUGUCUGCUCUCUCUGCUUGAUAAAAUAUUAUAGCACUCGUAUUAAAGUGAAGAGCAGCAGCUAGCAGUCUCCAGGCCAUACCAAGCCACUUUCUAGCUAAUGAUUAUUCUCGUCGCAGAGGUGACUGGGGUGGGAGGCACAAAUGGUUAUGGGAUGUGACUUGACAGCAGAUUGCCUUCAUGGAUGAAUUUUUGGGCCUUCACUCCUUCGUCAAAGUGGCUUCCUGGCAAAUCUUGUUUGCCAGCUAUGCAAGCUCUUGAUCCCAUGGAAAGCCCUCGGCUUCAGAGUCAAGGGAGGCUCCUAGCUUGAAGUUGGAAAGCUUAUUAGCAACUUUACAUUAUUAGGCUACAUUAUCAAAGUAUUUGUAUCACGGCCUGACACCGUAUGCCAAUGAAUUUGAUUUACAGGGGAACCUUGGUUCUCGAACGCCUUGGUACUCAAACAUUUUGGCUCCCAAAUGCCGAAAACCAGGAAGUAAGUGUUCUGGUUUUGGAACGUUUUUUGGAAGCCGAACAUCCGAUGCGGUUGUCAGCUAUUGUUUCCAGGGCGCCUGCACCAAUCGGAAGCCACGCCUUGGUUUUCAAAUGUUUUAGAAGUCGAACGGACUUCUGGAACGGAUUACGUUUGAGAACCAAGGUACCACUGUAUUACAAUUCAAACACCAAUGAGGGAUUGCACUGAAAGAGCCCUUGUCAGGCUUUCCUCUCAAUCACUAGCCCAAACACACCAAGCCUCCUCACUUGGAGAUGUUUUCAAUGCAGGCGAGAUGCUCUAGGACAGCUUUCACUAACCUGGUGUCUUCCGAAUUUGUUGAAAAUCAGAUAUAUAAUCUAGGCAACAAAUGGCUCCUUAAGCCAAGGUUGCAGUCACAAAAGCGGAAUGUUUAGUUGCUGUUUUAGGGCAAGACAGUUCUAAAGUCUUGUUUUUCAAAUGAUGGACUGACUGAUUGAUUCUCAGUUGAACUUCUGGUUCUAGUUCAGAUGGCAACCUUGAACUAGGUUAACAACUUUGAGAACUGAAAGAAGGAAAGUCACUUGAUCCUGGGACAGUCCACAUAUAUUUUGUUGUAUUCCGCCCUCUUUAUCUUAACGGUCUCUGCUCCUGCUCAGGCUGCACAGAAAAAGCCAUUUGGUUCCAGAAAUUCAUUCCGUGUGUGCGGAUAAAAUAUAGCUGAUAGAAUUCUACAAGGUGGCGUGUUCGUCGAUGAAAACCGUCUAGAUCCAAUGAUCCCCAGAUGGUGGCAAUGUCCUAGCACCCAGGCAUAUCCACUUGGUUGCAAGUGGUUGAAAGCAAAAUAUGUCUGGCGUCUGGCUAAUUUCAGACACCGGUUGGACUGCAAGUCCCAUCAGUCCUAGCUAGUGCAGCCUGACAGCACCAGGUUGUCAAAGACUGCUCUAGGAUAUAUUCUUUUGAAUGUCUUGUCCGUGGGUGUUGGCAGUGUUUGCGGAGCCUUUGUGAACACGAGUGCGCCUUGAGUGUCUCUAGGCAAAUAACCAUCACAGCUGGAUUUGUCUUUACAGGGAGCACCCAGAUAAUGAACGAGUGGGCCUGAGCAAGGACAACUUGCUGAUGAGAGGAUGCACCAUCAGAAAUACAACAGUUGUUGUUGGCAUUGUGGUGUACGCAGGUCAGUGCCCUGGCUAGAUAUCGCUGGUUUGCACAGCCUGAGAAAUGAAGCCGUUCAUUGCCAUCCCUGGCAAACACAAAGGGUUGUCCACAACGUUACUCAGAGUAAACCCAAUGCCAAUUUAUGCCAAUGAAUCUCAGGGGAUUCUACUCCUGUGGAAUGCUCUCCCCAGGGAGGUUUGGCCGGUGCCUUCGUUACAUAUCUUUAGGCGCCAGGCAAAAAGUUCCUCUUCAUCCAGGCCUUGGGGCUGAUUGAUAUCUGAUGCCCUUUUUAAGUGGGAGGGUGGAUUAUUGGUUUGUCAUUGUUCUUAUUUUUGCUAUGUGUUUCAUAUUGUAAACCGCUCCGUGAUCUACAGAUGAAGGGUGGGACACAAAUUUAAUAAAAAAUAAGUAAUAAUAAAAAUAAUGCUCUAAGGGUUUGGUUUGGUGCAGCCUAAUACUUUGUGCGAUAAAGUCUAUUCUAGGGGUGUAACUGUUAAAUAUAGAGGAUUAAUCCAUUAUGAUGCCAAGUGAAGGUUGGAAAGGAGGUCCAAUAAAUAGCAAAGGCUCCUAAAAUCAGUGUCUCCUCACAUCAAUUUCCCCUCCUCCCAGUUGUUCCACAGAAUUCUUUAUAUAAAGAUCAAUAUUUAAAACAUUCCUGUUCCCCCCUCCAGUUCAAAAUGUCCUGGGCAUUUCAUAGCCAUAAAACAGUUUACAGCAAUAAAAAGCACAGUGCUAUAAUUUUAUCAUAGUGGGUUAAAAAAACAACAACUGCAAAGUUGUUAAUCCUUGGGAAAUAAAAAGGAUUUUGCCAGGCAUGUAACAGACGUUAAUGUCUUAGGCUCUAGGCUAGCCUCCCUGGAGUGUGUGUGUGUGUUUGACAACUAGGGCGCCAUAAACAAAAAUGCCCUCUUUCCAAGGAGCUACUGGGAACAGAGCCUGCCCCUAUUUGCAUAGCAUCCAGGUUUUGGUUUUUGUUUUACAGUGGUGCCCCGCAAGACGAAUGCCUCGCAAGACGGAAAAACCGCUAGACGAAAGGGUUUUCCGUUUUGAAGUUGCUUCACAGGACGAAUUCCCCUAUGGGCUUGCUUCGCAAGACGAAAAUACCUUGCGAGUCUUGAGGUUUUUUUUUUCGCUUUUCCCCCCCUUUAUCUAAUCUGCUAAGCCUUUAAUAGCCUUUAAUAGCCUUUUAGCAGCUAAUCCCCUAAGCCUUUAAGCCUUUAAUAGCCGCUAAACCGCUAAUAGCGCUAAUAGUGCUAAUCCGUCAAUGGGCUUGCUUCGCAAGACGAAAAAACCGCUAGACGAAGACUCUCGUGGAACGGAUUAAUUUCGUCUUGCGAGGCACCACUGUACUUCUUGGUCAAAUGGGAGUAGCGAUGGGCAACUGGAAAGCCCAAGGAAUCAGUCUGGCGCAGAUGACACAGUGUGACUGUCUGAAGAAGCAACUUCCUCCCCAGCCCAUUAUUUAACUCAAACUACUUCCUUAAGCUACCACAGGCCUUCUGCAGCUUUGAUUUCUGCCUGCCUGGCUAUAUGCUGACUCUGCGUAGCUACCAUCAGGCGUCCAAGUAGGGAAUUUUGGCCCUUGGGAUUUCCUCCACCCUCCUCCAGUCCAAGCGGCCAUUUGUAUCUAGUAAGCAUCAUGGGACUCGGUGGCCAAAUUUUGCAAAAGUUAUAACAAUCAGUGUCUAUCCUUGGCCCCGGCGGGGUGCAGUUUUAAUUGUUUCAGUUUGCAUUAAAAGCUCUGACGUGUUUUGUGUUGUCAAAAGGUCACGAAACCAAGGCAAUGUUAAACAACACAGGGCUUCGGUACAAGCGAAGUAAGCUAGAGAAGAGCGUAAACAAAGACAUCAUCUGGUGUGUUCUGCUUCUAGUUGUGAUGUGCUCUAUAGGGGCCGUGGGUAAGUGAAGAGUUAAGAUCCACUCUACAAAAUAGGAUAUUCUCUCUCUAUACGUCUGUUUGGGACUCUAUGCUUUAAGGGUUUUUCGAAUGGAGUUUAGCAUUUUUAUUUUUAUUUUUGGGUCCCAAGACCUUACGUUGCCUGAGGUGAAAAGCAAAAUGGUGUCUCUCCCCACUGGGAUUCCAUGCACGGAAGUUGACCAGACUGGCAACCGAUUCUUAUUUCAACACUGCAGAUGGGACAAUAGGGGUUCAAUCUGCAUCCUAAGUGUCCUCUAUUUGACUCCCGUUUAUGGAGAGCUCUAUCCUGAAGCGCCGCUUUUAGUUGUAUGAUUUACAGUGGCCGUAUCUGUGCCAUACAUUGGAAUUACAGUGGUACCUCGCAAGACGAAUGCCCCGCAAGAUGGAAAACUCGCUAGACGAAAGGGUUUUUGGUUUUUUGAGUUGCUUCGCAAGACGAUUUUCCCUAUGGGCUUGCUUCGCAAGACGGAAACGUCUUGCAAGUUUGUGUCCUUUUUCUUAAAACCAUUAAUACAGUUGCGACUUGACUUCGAGGAGCAACUCAUAGCACGUGGUGUGGUAGCCUUUUUUGAGGUUUUUGAAGACUUUGGUGAUUUUUGAAGCUUUUCCAAAACUUUUCUGACACCGUGCUUCGCAAGACGAAAAAAACGCAAGACGACAAAACUCGCGGAACGAAUUAAUUUCGUCUUGCGAGGCACCACUGUAGUCUUGUACCGCUUUUAACAGUCACGGAUUUCCCCCAAAGAAUCCUGGGAACUAUAGUUUGCUAAAGGUCCUGAGAGUUGUUAGGAGGCCCCUGUUCCCAGCUACAGUUCUCAAGAAUGGUUUAACAGCCAGUCCCUCUUCCCAGGGACCUCUAGGAAAUCACCUGUGUGAGGGGAAUAAGGGUCUCCUAACAACUCUCAUGAUAGGGACGCGGGCGGCGCUGUGGGUUAAACCACAGAGCCUGGGACUUGCCGAUCACAAGGUCGGCGGUUCAAAUCCCUGUGACGGAGUGAGCUCCCGUUUCUCGGUCCCUGCUCCUGCCAACCUAGCAGUUCGAAAGCACACCAGUGCAAGUAGAUAAAUAGGUACCACUCCGGCGGAAAGGUAAACGGCAUUUCUGUGCGCUGCUCUGGUUCACCAGAAGCGGCUUAGUCAUGCUGGCCACAUGACCCAGAAGCUGUACGCCGGCUCCCUCUGCCAAUAAAGCGAGAUGAGCGCCGCAACCCCAGAGUCGGCCAAGACUGGACCUAAUGGUCAGGGGUCCCUUUACCUUUAACAACUCUCAUAUCACCUUUAACAAACUACAUUUCCCAGGGUUCUUUGCUGAAUGCCUGAUUCUGCUUUCAGUGUAUAAUGCAGAUGGGGCUGCUAUGAAAGUAUCACUGGCUUCAUUUGCCAUCAUAACGUAGAGGCACAUGUUUUUCCUGUAGAAGCUCCCAGGUUUGAUUCCUGCUAUCACCGGUUACAAUGAUCAGGCAUCAGAUUAUAUAAAUACAGCUGCAGCUGCUUUGAAAUCUCAAAUACUUAUUUCAUUGUUCUGCUGGUGUAUAAAUAAAGUGAAUAACACAAGCCUUGCAUGAUUUUUCAUCCGCAUUGUAUAUUUAAAGCGCACAGCUCUGCCCCGAAGAACCCUGGGAACUGUAGUUCAUUAAGGGUGCAAGGAACCAUAGCUAUGUGAAGGGGUAAACUACAAUUCCCAUGAUUCUUUUUUUUUGGGGGGUUGCUUUAAAUGUACAGCAUCUGAAUGUGUUAUAGGUUUCUGAAAGUAUAGCAAGUUAAUAGUACCAUGUGCUCUGAGGCAUUUUUGCUCAGAAAAAAAAGUCAUGCUGAAUCUAGUGAGAGUUUUUUAACCAGGGAGCAUGUAUAGGAUUGGGGGACGCGGGUGGCGCUGUGGUCUAAACCACAGAGCCUAGGACUUGCCUAUCAGAAGGUUGGCAGUUCGAAUCCCCGCGACGGGGUGAGCUCCCGUUGCUCGGUCCAUGCUCCUGCCCACCUAGCAGUUUGAAAGCACGUCAAAGUGCAAGUAGAUAAAUAGGUACCGCACCGGCGGGAAGCUAAAUGGCGUUUCCGUGCACUGCUCUGGUUCGCCAGAAGCAGCUUAGUCAUGCUGGCCACAUGACCCGGAAGCUGUCUGUGGACAAACACCGGCUCCCUCAGCCUAUAGAGCAAGAUGAGCGCACAAUCCCAGAGUUGUCCACGACUGGACCUAACGGUCAGGGGUACCUUUAACUUUACUUUUAUGUAUAGGAUUGCAACCUUCAUCAGCUUAUUUUUUAGAUGAUUUUUAAAAUAUAAAGCCAGGGCAGUUUAGAAGCUGAUUGAUAACUUUGUUGUCUGCGUUCUCCAACCUGGUGCCCUCCAGAUCAGCAGGGCCUGACGAGAGUUGUCCAAAACUUCUAGAGGAGGCACCAGGUUGGGGAAGCCUGUACUACUCUGGUCACUGCCUUGGAACGCAGUGCCAUUCAUAGUUUUGAUUUUGUUAAUGGAUUCUUUAUCUUCUUUUUAAAAAGGUCACGGGUUUUGGCUAGGUGCCCAUCCAGACCCACCUCUCUAUAGUAGCGGGAAGCAAAUUGCUCCAGCAAUGGGAGCGUUUUUUAUGUUCUGGACAAUGAUAAUUUUAUUGCAGGUAAGUUCAUGGUUUGGUUGCUGCUGCGUUCUUUAAUACUACUGUACUAGAAAGCCAAAGUAACUUGAAUUUAGUAGGUGUGUUCCAGAGCUGCUUUUUUUUUUUUAAAAAAAGAAUUGUAGAACUGUGGAAGGGAUAUCGGAGCUUGUCUAGUUCUGCUCAGUGCAGGAUCUGUAAUGCAAGGUGCAACUUCCCUGACAUAUGGCCAUCCAACCAUCUGGACGCCCCCUUGUUUCUCCACACCCUUCUUAAAAUGUUGCGCACUGAACCUAGAGGCAGUACUCUGGAUGCAACUGAGGAGUACAGAAAUAAUAAUAAUUAUAAAUAGAACGGAACUACUGCCUCUUGUGAUCUGGGCAUUGUACUACUGGAAAAGCAGCCAAAAAUUGGAUUAGUGUUUUUUCAGCACUCAUGUUAUACGGGUGGCUCAUAGUCAAUUUAGGAUCAGCUGAGAUGCUUAGAUCAGGAUUAGCCAAUGGGCUGCCCUUGGGAUGUUGUGGACUACAGCUGCUGUUGGCCAUAGGCAGCAUGGCCAAUGGGCAGGAAUGAUGGCUGUAUCACCUAUAAGUUUCAUAGUCGACAACAUCUGGAUGACACCACAAUGGUAAUCCCUGGCCUAGAUCUUUUAUACAUUCUCGUUGUUCUUUUGUAGCUAAAUUCAGGACUUUGCAUAUACAGAGGUCUCCUCGCUUACGUGUUUUUGACUCCCGCGCGUAUAUGUGCAGUGCUGGGAAAUAGUUAAAUCAAUCUAUUUUAACUGCAAAAAAAAGGCAAAAACGGCCUGAAUAGAGCAGAAAAACCAACUACCAAUCGAGGAGCAUUUGCACCAACCUUUCAGUCUCAUUUUUAAUAGUGUUUUUCAAGGUUUCCCAGAGGUUUUGAUGAUGUUUACAAGCUUUUUAGACGGUGCUCCCCACUGUAUGUGAUUUCACGUCUACAUGUACCACCUGGGAAUGUAACCCCCGCAUUAGUGGGGAGACACCUACAUCAUAGUUGGGUAACAGUCUUGAGUUCUUAUUUUAAUCCUGGUUCUGUCUACUGCCAAGCUGGUUGUCCCAGCUUUGUAUCAGCUGCAUAUUUGAUAAACAUCUGGCUACAGGAUCUGAUAAACAUCUGUAGGAUCUGAUUUCUUUCCGCAGGGCCUGUAAGACAGAGUUGUUCCGCCUGGCCUUUGGCUUGGAAUCAACUUGAUCCCCUCCCCCUCUUUCCUUUUUCCUUUCUCCUUCUGUGAUGGAACUCCUAAUUGGGGACUUGCCUGGCUUUUUUCUGGCCCACGUAGGACCAGUCUGGAUAGUUGGCCUUGGUGAAGACUUGACGUUUUCAUCCCCAAAAAAGUUUUUGAUUUGAGUUUCUACUGCAAUGAGGCUGCAUUUUAAUGUUGCAUUUUAAUCUUAUUUUUAAGUUGUAUUUCAAUCAAUUGUUUUUAUAUCUGGUGUUAGCUGCCCUGAGCCCGGUCUUGGCUGGGGAGGGCGGGAUAUAAAUAAUUUUUUUUAUUAUUAUUCUAUUACAUCCUUUUCCAAGUCACUUAAAGAACCCUGUGGCACUUCACUUGGGACCUUUAUCCAAGUUAAUGUGGCUCUAUUAACAAGCAGUAGUUGGGUGCAGUUGUUCAACCAGCUGUAAGUUAACCUAACAUUAAUCUUGGCAAGCCUAUGACAGACUUUCUCAAAUGAUUUGCUGAAAUCAAGAUACACUAUGCCCACGGCCUUCUCACGGUCUGCCAAAGCAGUAACUAUUGAAACAACAGAUGUAGUUGGUCUAGGAUGACUUAUUUUUGAUAACGCCAUACUGUCCCUCUUCUGUUGAUUUUUAGCAAGAUACACCCUUCCGCUAAUCGACUCCAGUCAUGAGUCUCAUUCCACCGAGUCUCAGUGAUCCCUGUCGGAUCAACCUUACCCCCUCAUAUUAGGAUUUCGGGUUCAUUUUCUGGUGCACUGACCUCGUGAGCAAGCCAUACUAAAUCCGCUUCUUGCCUUGACAGGUUUUGAUCCCGAUUUCUCUUUAUGUCUCCAUUGAAUUUGUCAAAUUGGGGCAAAUCUAUUUCAUCCGGAAUGAUCUUGAUUUGUACCAUGAACCGACGGACACCGGGAUCCGGUGUGGAUCGCUGAAUAUUGCCGAAGACCUUGGGCAGAUUGAGUACGUUUUCUCUGAUAAGACCGGAACCCUCACUGAGAACAAAAUGGUUUUCCGAAGAUGCAGCAUUGCAGGGAUGGAAUAUGGUCAUGAAGAGAACGGUAAGGCUGAGGGAGAAAGCUGCUUUUGUGCCAGGACUGCAGUCUCGGGCGUCAAUCCUAAACACACUUGGCUUACACCUAAGUGCAAAAGAUUGCACUUUGCUAAGGCUGCAAUUCUACAAGUACCGUAGAUUCCGGCGUAUAAGACGACUUUUUCACCCCGGAAAAGAGGUUAAAAAGUCGGGGGUCGUCUUAUACGCCGGGUAUAGCUUUCUCCCGGCACAGAGCCCGCCCACUGCUGCUGCCCAGCGUACAAGACUGGGCUUAUAAGACGAACCCCCAAAUUGGCAGCUGCCAAUUUGGGGUGUCGUCUAAUACGCCCAGUCGCCUAAUAUGCCAGAAUCUACGGUAGUCUUGGAAGGAAACCCCCCAGUGGGCUAUACUGCUGAGCUGUUUCUUUCCUAGACUAACAGUCUAGGAAACUGCAUUCCUUAACAUUCUUACUUGGAAGGAAAUAAUUCUGCGAGCAGUGUUACUAACCUCUUGAGUAAAGGAGGCUAAAGUUUAGGCUGUUGACCCCUAGUUCUGCAUGUGUGUGUACAUGAUUGCCAAGGACAGAGGAAGGGAGGUGCGGUGGGGACAGGCCGCCCCAGGUGUCACCACUGAGGGGGGGUGACAAAAUGCUGGACAGCACUCACAGCAGGGCCUGCAGCGCGCUCGAGCCACGCAUUGCUCCUGGGAGUGACGCGAUGGCUUGGGCGCCCGCAGGCUCCGCGCUGCCCCAGGUGAUCCGCCCACCAACUCCCCCUCAGUUGUAGGGCGGCUGAGUGGGAGGAGGCAGGGAGACUCCUUGGAGGACCCACAGAGCGUCUUGCCUCGGCUCGCCCCACCCCCAUGAGCGGCUGGCCCUGCCUCUGGGCACAGGGCAUGCACGCUACCCGAGGCGCCCGAUUGGCUUGCUCUGCCGCUGAUGAUUGCACUGCCUCUAGUCUGAAUCGAAGGACCCAUGCUACUGGUUUCUUGUGUCCAGUGGGACUUUUGAAAGUGCCCCCCUGGGAAUAACAGAAGCCGUUUGCCGUGUCCCAUAGAUCAAGCAUGCUGUUGUUGCAGGUGUAGGGGUAGUUAAAAAUCACAUUGGGCGUAUGCAAUGCUUUGGAAGCCUAAAGCAGCUCUUGGCUUUCUGUCCUAUACAUUUAAACAGUAUCAACUGUCUCGUUGUUGUUGUUGUUGUUCCCCACCCCUCUGGCUGGGUUGCCGCAGCCAUUCUGGGCGGCUUCCCACACAUAUACGGUAUUGGCCCGAAUAUAAGCCGCACCCAAAUAGAAGCUGCACCUUUAAAAUUCAAGGGGGUAAAAGAAAAAAAAGACAAUACCUCGGGUUGAAGUAGCUUCGGGAUGAGUAUUUUCGGGUUGCACUCCGUGGUGAUCUGGAAGUAACAGAGCGUGUUACUUCCGGGUUUUGCCACAUGCGCAGACACUCAAAAUGACGUCACGCGCAUUCAUGGAAGCGGAGACUCACGACCCACAGACACGGGUUGCGUUCGCUUCAGGAUGCGAACGGGACUCUGGAACAGAUCCCAUUCGCAUCCAGAGGUACCAAUGUACUCGAAUAUAAGCCGCCCCCUUAAAAAUCCGCAGGCACUCACACCCAUUCCAUUUUACUGUAUGUCUGUUUCAGCAGCAAUAUCGUAAAAGCCCAUUUUAGUAAGGUCACGAAUUUAAGCCGCACUUUAACUUUUCAUGGUCGGAAUUGGGGGGGGGGGGGCGUGAGACUUAUAUUCAAGCCAAUACGGUAAAAACAUAAUAAAACAUCAAACAUUAAAAACUACCUGAUCCAGGGCUACCUUCAGGUGUCUUCUAAAAGUUGUGUAGUUCUUUAUCUGAUGGCAGGGCGUUCCACAGGGAGGGUGCCACUGCCAAGAAGGCCCUCUGCCUGGUACCCUGUAACUUCACUUCUUGCUGUGGGGGAACUGCCAGAAGGUAUUCGGAGCUGGACCUCAGUGGUAUUCAGGCUGAAUGAUGGGGAUUUAGAUGCUCCUUCAGGUAUACUGGACCGAGGCCAUUUAGGGCUUUAAUGGUCAGCGCCAACACUUUGAAUUGUGCUCAGAAACGUAUUGGGAGCCAGUGACGAGCAUCUUAUUACAGUCCCUGUGGCAUCUCUUUAGUAGUCCACUUUUUGGUCCACCUUUUCAUGUUCUGUGCUCAUUACUUGUAGUCUGUAUAAAAGGAUGCGCUAGAAAGCGACAGGUAUUGUUGGGCCUGUAAACACAAAAUUCUUAAAAAUAUGGAGUAUGCCUUUUUAUCCCACGCAGGCUCACACUGCUUUGCCGUGGGGCCCUGUGCAUGCUAAGGAAAUUCAUAAAACCUUGAUUAGGAUGGAACCAUAGAAAUGAAACUAUUACUUAAAGGGAAGUAAUAGUGCCACUGUAUUCUGCUCUGGUCAGACCUCACCUGGAGUACUGUGUCCAGUUCUGGGCACCACAGUUCAAGAAGGACACUGACAAACUGGAACGUGUCCAGAGGAGGGCAACCAAAAUGGUCCAAGGCCUGGAAACGAUGCCUUAUGAGGAACGGCUAAGGGAGCUGGGCAUGUUUAGCCUGGAGAAGAGGAGGUUAAGGGGUGAUAUGAUAGCCAUGUUCAAAUAUAUAAAAGGAUGUCACAUAGAGGAGGGAGAAAGGUUGUUUUCUGCUGCUCCAGAGAAGCGGACACGGAGCAAUGGAUCCAAACUACAAGAAAGAAGAUUCCACCUAAACAUUAGGAAGAACUUCCUGACAGUAAGAGCUGUUCGACAGUGGAAUUUGCUGCCAAGGAGUGUGGUGGAGUCUCCUUCUUUGGAGGUCUUUAAGCAGAGGCUUGACAACUAUAUGUCAGGAGUGCUCUGAUGGUGUUUCCUGCUUGGCAGGGGGUUGGACUCGAUGGCCCUUGUGGUCUCUUCCAACUCUAUGAUUCUAUGAAACUGUAAACAUGCAUAUUGCAGGUUUUCAUCCAUUCAGUCAUAUAUAUACAUAUUUAUCAGUAAGGCUCGUAUUGGGUAAAUUAAGCUGUGCUCGUUCAUGUACUAGAUGUACUUUAUAAAUCAGUCUAGCUCUGCAGUGAUCAUUGAAGACGUUUACCCUUUCAAGCAGCAAGGCCUAAAUCUGCAUGAAAUCACAAACCAAAUCCAUGACAACGGAGGAUGACUCACUGCGCAGUCCCCAUGUAAACUGGCCGGUGUAUCUGAGGCCGUUCAUUUAGGAAGACGGCGAUGCCCUCCAGUGGCUGCAUUGGGAAAUUGGUUGUAAUCAAACAAGCAAAUGCCAGAAAUGUAACUCUGGAAAGCUUUGUGUGCAAGUUUCAGUAAUACUGCUAGGAUAUGCAUGCAGCAAAAGAUGGCAUUGUUGAAGAUUCAAGCACAUAUCAUAUAAAUACUAUCAGUGCUUUUUUUCUGGAGAAAAAGGUGGGGGAACUCACUAUGAAGUUUGUUUGUUUGUUUGUUUGUUUGUUUGUUUGUUUGUUUACCCAUGUACAGUGCCUUCCCACCCCACCCUGGGCAGUGGCUAAAUGUAAGAUAUGAUUAAUAAACUCAAGCAGACAAUGAUCUGGAUUAGAAAUGGCCACAACUGUAUUGAUUACAGAUAUAAGUGGAUUUUGUCUUUUUAUAUAUGUUGGAAGCUGCCCAGAGUGGUAGUUCCUGCUAAAAAACCCAACCCCUGAAUAUUAUAAUCACAUCAGAAUAUUUCUGACCGCUAUUAAAGAAAGAAAUAGAGAUGGGAAGUCACUGUUUUUGUUGUUUUGCAGCUCUUCGUAAUUCUGUAACUUGGUAAAUAGAAGAGGAUCCUUGGUUGUAGAUCUGAGUUUUGACUCCCCCCCCCCAUGUGAAAUGCCAAAUACAGUCGUACCUUGGUUCUUGAACGGAAUCCAUUCCAGAAGUCUGUUCGACUUCCAGAAACGUUCAAAAACCAAGGCACGGCUUCCAAUUGGCUGCAGAAGCUUCCUGCACUCAAGCCGAAGCCGCAUUGGGCUUCCAAAAAACGUUCGAAAACCAGAACACUCACUUUUGGGUUUGCGGUGUUCGGGAGCCAAAAUGUUCAAGAAAUAAGCUGUUCAAAAACCAAGGUACGACUGUACAAUUCAUGGGAGGAAGUCCACUAGGACAAGGAAUCCCUUGCUUUUGCUUUCACUGUUGACUUGGGACUGCUAAAAUGGAGGUCCAGUUGAGUAUCUCGAAGGUCAUAAUACAAAGACCAGCGGCAAGUGGCUGCUGCUCAUAAUGGCUGUAUUUGUUUAUUUCGUACCACCUGAGGCUCCAUGAUGCAGGAAAGGUGGGGGUAGAACUAAUAAAUACAUUGAAUUCCUUGAGUUGAGAAUAUGGGACCAGUCAUAGAUUCACUAUUUUACUUUAAAGAAUCGUGUGGGUGAUCUCUUUCUCUCUGUCUGUCUAGCUAAGAGGCUAGAAUCAUACCUAGAUUAUGAUGAUGAAGAAGAUGAAGAAGGAAUACGCACUUCAUAUUCCUCUUUGAAGCGUCCGUCAAGGUUUUCCACCUGCAAAUCGGGUUAUUUCCAGAGUACAAAGUCUUUGAGCCGCUUGUUUAGCUCCACCUCCGCCUUGAGAACUAGUAUAUCGCGCACGACACAAAUGGCCUUCAGCAGCCCAAUUGUAAGUGUGUUCCUUGAGCCUAUGCGGGACUUGUGUGGGGGCUUCUGGCUGACCUGUUCAUACAUAUCUAUGCAGGGACAUGAGUGGUGCUGUGGUCUAAACCACUGAACCUCUGGGGAAGGGGUCAGCAACCUUUUUCAACCGCGGGCCAGUCCAUGUGGUGGGCCGGACUAUAUUUGGGGGGGGGAUGAAUGAAUUCCUAUGCCCCACAAAUAACCCAGAGAUGCAUUUUUAAUAAAAGCACACAUUCUACUCAUGUAAAAACACCAGGCAGGCCCCACAAAUAACCCAGAGAUGCAUUUUAAAUAAAAGGAAACAUUUUAUUCAUGUAAAAACAUGCUGAUUCCCGGACCGUCCGCGGGCCGGAUUUAGAAGGCGAUUGGGCCGCAUCCGGCCCACAGGCCUUAGGUUGCCUACCCCUGCUCUGGGGCUUGCCAGUCAGAAGGCUGGCAGUUCGAAUCCCCAUGACAGGAUGAGCUCCUGUUGCUCUGUCCCAGCUCCUGCCAGCCGAGGAGUUCGAAAGCACACCAGUGCAAGUAGAUAAAUAAAUACCGCUGCGGUGGGAAGGUAAAUGGCGUUUCCGUGUGCUCUGGUUUCUGCCGCGGUGUCCCAUUGCGCCAGAAGCGGUUUAGUCCUGCUGGUCACAUGACCCGGAAAGCUGUCUGUGAUCAAACACCGGCUCUCUCGGCCUGAAAGCAAGAUGAGCACCGCAACCGCAUAGUUGCCUUUGACUGGACUUAACCGUCCAGGGGUCCUUUACAUAUCUAUGCAGUUCUCACAAUCCCAAAGUAACCUGGCAGUGGCUGUUUCACAAGACUCUUCUAAGCAAUCCAUCUGCAGCAAGGGAUGAUUUUUUUGCAGGAAGAACUUUGAGCCUUUCAGCCUCGGUCUCCAAUGGCAUGCAGUUACACUGGAAUGUUCAUUAUAUUUAUCACUCCUUGCUGUGUUUUAAUGAUUGAUCAGUGGUUUUCUGAUGACUUUUAAAUGUCAUAAUGCUCAUUUGAUGAAACGUAGUUAUUUGUCGGAUUGCCUUGUUACGUUUUGAAACAAUUUAGUACUUGAUUGCUGUUGUAGCGCUGUACGGAUUUGCAUUUUUGUUGUUGUUGUGAGAUGCUGGAGAAGUAGCCUGCGCACUUGAGUUAUAAAUGAAUAAAAUUUCUGAAAAGCUGAGUCUUCCAGGAGCGUGGGCUCAUUCCACCUUUGGGGAAGGCGAAGAUACCGUAUUUUUUGCACCAUAACACUCACUUUUUUCCUCCUAAAAAGUAAGGGGAAAUGUCUGUGCGUGUUAUGGACGGAAUGCCUACGGGUGGCAUGCCUACGGAUUUUCCUCCUCUAAAAACUACGUGCGUGUUAUGGUCGGGUGCGUGUUAUAGAGCGAAAAAUACGGUAAUUUCGACGAGAACCUUACCGUCCUUGUUUUUGCUUGACCAACAAGGAGACUGAUGUUGUGCCAGAUGAACUCCUUGAAAGGAAGUUGAGGAGGAUCACUUUCAAAUCCUAUACAAUAUCUGAGACGGUAGGGCUAACCCCAGAGAUAGUGUACAUCGCCGAAUUCUUCAUCGCUCUGUCGAUUUGCAACACUGUCGUUGUUUCAACGCCUGAUCAACCACAGCGAAAGGUAAGGCAGGGGAGAAACUAGAGAUGCUGCUGGUGCUUAUAUAUGUGUGUGUGUAUAAUGUGUGUGUAGUAAUUAUUAUUAUUAUUAUUUAUUUAUACCCCGCCCAUCUGGCUGGGUUUCCCCAGCCGCUCUGGGCGGCUCCCAACAAAUAUUAAAAACACGAUAAAAGAUCAAACAUUAAAAACUUCCCUAAACAGGGCUGCUUUCAGGUGUCUUCCAAAAGUCAUAUAGUUGUUUAUUUCCUUGACAUCUGAUGAGAGGGCGUUCCACAGGGCGGGCGCCACUACCGAGAAGGCCCUCUGCCUGGGCGGCCACUCUCAGUCACCAGUCUUGCUGCCACAAUCUGGAUUAGUUGUAGUUUCCGAGUCAUCUACAAAGGUAGCCCCACGUAGAGUGCAUUUCAGUAGUCCAAGCGGGAAAUAACUAGAGCAUGCAUCACUCUGGCGAGACAGUCUGCGGGCAGGUAGGGUCUCAGCCUGCGCUCCAGAUGGAGCUGGCAGCCAGCUGCCUGCACACAGAUAUGCUCUGCAGCACACCGCAGCCUGGCUAUUGAAUAGUAAUAACUCUGUUUAGUGCCUUGCAGCCUUGGUUACACUGAGGGGAGACGAGCCGUCAUUUAUAAAUGAUGACCGUUGGCUUCUCAUGUUUCCUUAGGGCAGGGAUGGGGAACCUGUGGCCCUCCAGAUGUUGCCUGAAUCCAGCUCCCAUCUUCCCUCACCAUGCUGACCGGGACUGAUGGGAGUUGAAAUCCACCAGCGUCUCGAGAGUCACAGACUGAGCACCUCUGGCUUUAAGAAAAGAAAACACUGUUUUGGUGGUGCCUUGUGGUCCGGUGAGUUUAUGCAUAGUGUGCAGAUGUCAGGGGCUGGACUGAGGAGGAACGGUGGAGACCGCCCCUCCCUUCUCCUGAACCUUUCCGAGAACAGGAGAACAGUAUAGAUUUAGAACAGUGAUUUGCAGAAGGGCACACAGAGGGGAGAAGCUGGGAGAGGAAUAGCAGGAAGAAGAAGAAGCACCAGGGGAGAGAGAGCUGACAGACUCGGUGUCUCUGGAAAGCAUUCCAGACCCCAGCCCACCCCCUCCCAGGACCCGGCAGGCGUUGAGAGUAGGAGAACAGAAAGCUCAGAAGCAGAAAGCACAGAUCAGCCAAUGUAGGGAUGAUGUAUAAUAGGAGAGAUGAAGAGGGGUGGGACUUCACUUGGAGCAACAUCAUUAUCCACCAGAGAUGGCAUUUCUGUCUGUCUCUCUGUGAAUAUUGAAUAAAAGGCUUGGUAAGAACUCUUCAGGGGAUGCGGGUGGCGCUGUGGGUUAAACCACAGCGCCUAGGGCUUGCCGAUCAGAAGGUCGGCGGUUCGAAUCCCCGCUAUGGGGUAAGCUCCCGUUGCUCAGUCCCUACUCCUGCCAACCUAGCAGUUCGAAAGCACAUCAAAGUGCAAGUAGAUAAAUAGGUACUGCUCCGGUGGGAAGGUAAACGGCGUUUCCGUGCGCUGCUCUGGUUCGCCAGAAGCGGCUUAUCAUCAUGCUGGCCACAUGACCUGGAAGCUGUAUGCCGGCUCCCUUGGCCAAUAAAGCGAGAUGAGCGCCGCAACCCCAGAGUCAGUCACGACUGGACCUAAUGGUCAGGGGUCCCUUUACCUUUACCUUUAAGAACUCUUCUUGUUUAUCUGAUUCUUGGCUGCCCACCAUGGAGGGAUCCGAUUCCCUGGAACCUGACAACAGCUAGUAAAAAUUAGACGAGAACCAAUGUGGAUCUUUUUUUAAUAUAUAGAGCAGUGGUUCUCAAAGUGGGUGAUACCCAGUUGUAGGACGUAGGUAGAAAUAUAGAUACAUAAAAGAAUGCAAAUUUGUCACUGGAUCUUUCUGUUUGUCCGCUUUAAGAAGGUAGAUUUCCAGGGGUGUGCUGAGUAAUUAUUAUUUUUUUCUGAAAAGGGGGCCAAAUAAGUUUGGGAACCUCUGAUAUAGAGUGACUUUUUUAUACUGGACCAGGUAAGUCUGAAUAAUAGGCUGCUGAGGCUUUUAAAAGGCCACAGAAACCUCCUCUGCUGUUGCAAAGAGUCACUGUGCUGAUUUUGUGUCUGUUUCAGACUAUUUAGACACUAAAUAGUCACUGUUUAUACUUUUUACAUUUCAGCUCCCCUCAGCUCACUGCUUUCAAUUCUGCCCUCUCCUAUACUGUAGGUGGCAAUGUGUAAAGCCAAAAUUGCGUUUACUCAAAACAACCCCCUGGAAUUGCUCCCACAAAAACUAUCUUACCUUCUUGGAGCCAGUGCGAGAUCUCGUGAGGCCCUCCGAAAUCUCGUGAGAGCCUCCCACAGCCCGGCAAGCAAGGCAAUGAGCUUUUAAGCUCUCUGCCUUUUGUGCAUUUAAUUUGUGGGAUUUCAACCAGACUCUGGCUGCCAAGAGUGUAAAGUUGAAAUUCCACAAGUUAAAUUCACGCAAAUUGCGAUCCGAUUUCUUCUGCAACUGAAGGUCACACUUUGUGCAUUUGACGAAGCGGACAUUAGUCCACAAAAGCUUAUGUCAUAAGUCAUUUAGUCUUUUUAGUGCCACAAGUCAUUUUUAUAAAAUAAAGUCUUAAGUUACAUAAAGUAAAAAUGCUUGUAUUCAGCCCUCGUCUCUCCUGUUCAUUCUUUUCCUCUGUUCUUCCUCUCUGCUUUCAGACUUAUAUAUAUCUAUAUAGAUAUAGAUAUAUAGAUAUAGAUAAAUUUAUUAUAUAUCUAAAUAUAUAUAAAUUUUUUUCUACUGCUUUCAGACUUUAAACUGUAAGAGCCAUAGGGCUGUCAGUUGUCUCAGAAACUUUAGGAUCUCUCUCCUCAGGGAGUCUUAAGCUUUUUAUUAUUAAUUAUUAUUAUUAUUUAAAUAAUACCGCAAAAGCAGAGCAUCAACAGAAAAGAAAAAAUGAAAUUGUAAAAAAACCAGUUCAAAAACAUUGAAAACAAAUAUACUUAUUGUAUAGUACUCCCCACACCCACCCGCAACUCCCCUCUGCCACAAUUCGACUUCUUUAAAUCUCUAGCUUCACAUUUAUCCUUGCAUUCUCCAAAUGUAUCGCUAUUUGUACUUUGUACUUCUUUUAUCUCUUUUCUUCUCCCAUUCAUACAUAUACUUUACAUUUUUAUUCUAAGCAUAUUGGCAUAUCUUUCUUAGAACAAUACUUUAACAUAUAGGAGUCUUAAACUUUUAUUUCUUUUCUAAGGGAGCUUAGGAUCUGGUUUCAACAUGUUAAAAGGUGUUGGCUGUAAUACAGAGGCUUUGCUUGUCUGUUUUGUGUACAGGUCUUUGGAUUGUAUCCUUUAUGGCUGCUUAUGUUAUUAUUAUUAUUAUUAUUAUUAUUAUUAUUAUUAUUAUUAUUCCUGUUUUUACAGAGGCGAUGGACUCCCAAAAACCGAGUUCCCACUUCACACUUUAUGGACCUGAAGCAAAUUUUCCAUAAGUUAUCUGCCCGAAAAAUAAGCCCCACCUCUGCUCGAAGCUCAGGUAUAACCGAAUCAGAGUCUGAAAGCUUGCGUUCACAGAAGCUGUCCAUUUUCCGUGUGAAGUUUCCAUCAUCUCUUUCGAAUCAAAGCUCUUCGUCCGGAAGCCCAACCAGCUCCAUACUUUCAGGGCACGACCAAACAGAGACCUCGAGUAGAUCAAAAGAAUUGGCACCCGGAACCGGGGCUGGGUCAUCUCCUGAAGGCGAUCUGUUCUAUGAAGCAGAAAGCCCUGACGAAGCAGCCUUGGUUUACGCUGCCAGGGCUUACCAAUGCCGUUUGCAGUCCAGGAGUCCUGAGCUGGUGACGGUACACUUGGAACCUUUGGGACUGUUAACGUUUCAGCUGCUGCACAUCUUGCCUUUUGAUUCCGUCCGCAAACGGAUGUCCAUUGUGGUGAGGCACCCCAUUUUGAACCACAUUGUCGUCUACACCAAAGGAGCAGACUCUGUCAUGAUGGAUUUGCUGGAGAAAGACCCAACAGGUAUUUCUGAGAGCCAGUGUGGUGUAGUGGUUAAGAGCGGUAGACUCGUAAUGUGGUGAACCGGGUUCGCUUCCCUGCUCCUCCACAUGCAGCUGCUGGGUGACCUUGGGCCAGUCACACUUCUCUGAAGUCUCUCAGCCCCACUCACCUCACAGAGUGUUUGUUGUGGGGGAGGAAGGGAAAGGAGAAUGUUAGCUGCUUUGAGACUCCUGAAGGGGAGUGAAAGGCGGGAUAUCAAAUCCAAAACAGGUAUGGGGGACGCUCUAGUCAGCUUUCUAAUAAACACUGGCAAACACAGAAGCCUUUAACCUCCAAUUCAGACAUUUCAUAAACCUCAAGAGUCUGUACGUAAUCUGAGAAAUGGCCAAUGGAGUGUUGUGUCAAUCCCAUCUAGAGGCUGCCAGUCCAUGGACAACAGUGGCCAGGCUAUCUCAAUCCAGGAAUGCCCUUAAUGGUCUUACAAACUAAGGGUUGUAAAAGGCACUCCUAACAACUGAGGUCACUUGGGCCUCUAGCCAUGGUGUAUUCUGAUAGAGAUAUUGUACCCUAGUGAACAGUCGUGCCACUACAUUUUACAUGAGUUGCUGCCUUGCUGUAGGAAAACCACGUUCAUGAUCAAGGUAUCUCCACCGCCAGGCAAAAGACCUGCCCAAUGCAAGGGCCAGUAAUAUCCAAGGCAACACAAUGACAUCAACAUAAACUCUUUAUAUAGUCUAUACGGAACAUUGAGCGAUAUGAGAAACCAAACAGAAAACAUAGAACCAAAUAAACAUAAGUCUUAUAAGUCUCUGAAAUGCCAGGGCCAGUCAGUCAAGUUUAUUUACCGUUGGUCACCACAAAAAGGCAAACAAUAUUUUGGUACAUUUUAGCAUAACUAGGCCCCAGGGCACUGGACUCCAUAGAUUGCACAAGUAGCACCCGUCAAAAAAAUUUCCCUAUUAUAUCUCAGGAUCUCACUCAGAAUAUUUUACAAAGCUCCCCACCCUCAGGAAUUUGAUCCUUUUACAUAGAUGACCCCUGUGUUUAGCAUUUAACGUUUCCUGCUUUUCAUUAUCUCAAAUCUCAGGUAUUAAAAAGAUUGAUGCGCAGAUGCAAAGAAUUAAGGAGAGAACUCAGAUGCAUUUGGAUGAUUAUGCUGCACAAGGACUGCGCACUCUCUGUGUAGCUAUGAAGGUGAUAUUUCUUUUAAUGGUUAACAGUACAGAAUUGGCAAAACCUUGGUGCCAGCAAUAAAACCACUAGCACGUUUGCAAAGGGUCUGGUGGGGUUUCAGAUUGGGGGGGGCAUUGUGUUGAGAUUCCUGCAUUGCAGGGAAUUGGGCUAGAUGACACUUGCAAUCCCUCCCAACUCUACAAUUCUGCGAUUCUGUUUUUUUCUAUUCUUGAAAGAAUAGGGUGCUAUUUAUUUUACAGUUCAUUCCUAAACUGGGUGGAGGAUCAGUUGCUGCUUCCAGAGACCUGUCAUCAGAGCUUCAGAGCUGUCUGUGGGUGUAGUGGAAGGCUCCACAAUUGCUGUGGUCCUUUGCGAGUCGAGCUCUUCUCUGCUGGAGAAGCCCCUCUGUUUCUUCCUAACUCCUAGCCAGCAGAUCUGGGGUUUAGGCUCGUCCAGUUGGGUGGGGGCACCUUUUUCUCGGUUUAGGAUGUAGUCAAAGCACUGGUCAACAGAUUAUAUAUGGAAUAUUUAGAAUUUUCAAACAUACCUCUCCAUGAUCUGUGUCCAAACCACAGUUGAAAGCAUACGGAUAUGGUCUGGCCACAUGGUUUCCCAUCACAAACUGAUUUCAAAGGAAGGGCAAGUUCAUUUUCUACAAAGGGAUGGUUAAAUGAAGCCACGCCCAACAUUUAAAUGAACGAGUAAACUGCAUGCACGUGUCAGGACUUUCUUUAGCUAUUUUUUAGUAUCAAUAUUGGGAGUUUUUAGGAGGGAUUUGUUGUUAUUUUAAGCCUUUAUUUUACUUUCAAUAGAUGGCAGUGGAGGAUAGGCAGUUACAUAGCUUGAACGUUCCCCAGGAUUUUGCUCUCAAAACCUUGGUUUGACAUAAAUUGCAUUUGUCAAGCAGUGCUGUACCAGAAAAAAACUCACUUCGAGAAACAAAAAAAUAGGGAACUUGACUGAUUUGGGUGGUUUGUUGUAAUAGUGGAAGAUGCCUGUCUCAGUCGUAUAGUUCUGUAGCCAGCCCCAUUGUAACACACUCUGUUAUUCCCUUUAAAUGAAGUAAUGUUUUAAUUCUUGCAGCACCCCCAUUCUCUCAGAUACUGAGCUUGGUAGUUAUGUAAGUGACACGGGGCCACCUCCAGAAUACUGUAGAUUUGGUGUGCAUGUAUCAUUGCUAGGCAUACACUCAGUUUAUAUCCAACCUGAAAUAAUUCAGCCAGUAUAUGGUGCUGCGAGGGAAAAAGCAGCAAAGGACACCGUCUUUGUUGAGUGCAGUUCAGAAAACACAUAAAAAAGCAGGGAUGGGUGCAUUGACUGCCAGCUGGCCAGUCUAGGAGCUCAGAGUGACAAGGCGGAAGGAAGGAAGGAAAGAGUUGGCUCUGGUGUCACCUGAAGACUUGAUUAUUGUAACUCGCUCUACGUGGGGCUGCCCUUGAGACUGACCCAGAAACUCCAGCGGGUGCAGAAUGCCGUGGUGAGACUCCUUACGGGGUCCUCGCUGCGGGAUCACAUUCACCCAGCUCUAUACCAGCUGCACUGGCUCCCGGUAGAGUACAGGAUCAGGUUUAAGGUGCUGGUUUUAACCUUUAAAGCCCUAUACAGCCUAGGACCCUCAUACCUACAGGACUGCCUCUCCUGGUAUGUCCCACGGAGGACCUUACGGUCUUCAAACAAAAACAUCUUGGAGGUCUGCGGCCACAGGGAGGUUAGGCUGGCCUCAACUAGAGCCAGGGCUUUUUCGGCUGCGGCCCCGAUCUGGUAGAACACUCUGUCACAAGAGACUAGGGCCCUGCGGGACUUGACAUCUUUCCGCAGGGUCUGCAAGACAUAGCUGUUCCACCAGGCCUUUGGCCAAGGCACCAGUCCUUUGGUAAUCCUCAUAGAACUCUAGCCCAAUGGUUGCCAUUAAUUUGAUUCUGAAUUGAUUUUAGAAUGUAUUUCAAUUAAUUGAUUGUGAUUUUAUGUAAACUGUGUUACUUUUACUGUUGUUAGCCACUCUGAGCCCGGCUUUGGCUGGGGAGGGUGGGAUAUAAAUAAAAAUUUAUUAUUAUUUAUUAUUAUUAUUUGGUGCAUCAUGCUUCUGCAAGUGGAUGGCAAGUUUUCGCCUCCCUCCUUGCGCCAAAUGAUGCUGUCUUCUUGCUCUAGCCCUUAUCUCCCCCCCCACACACACCUAUUGGUAUAAUUUCCACACCUCUCCUUCUGUCACACAUUGUGUUGGCCAAAGACCGCUUGCAAAUGGUCAAAGGGACUCUUAAAAAAUAUAUCUGGAUAUAUAAUUUGCUUUAGAGAGAUGAAUGCUGUGAAUUCUCUAUUAUUUUAAAAUGGCUUUAUUUGCAUGACGUUGAUCAGUACGGUGAUGUCGGCUCUUUGCUGACUCUGCAGGUGUUGACUGAUGAGGAAUACAACGAAUGGUUAAAAGGAUAUUAUGCCGCGGAACACAACAUUGAGUGUCGGGACGAUCUGCUCCUUGAGUCGAUGCAGAAGCUUGAGAACAAAUUAACACUGCUUGGUGAGUUGGGAAGAAGAUGGGCAGCACAGUUCAAGAAGGACACUGACAAGCUGGAACGUGUCCAGAGGAGGGCAACCCAAAUGGUCCAAGGCCUGGAAACGAUGCCUUAUGAGGAACGGCUAAGGGAGCUGGGCAUGUUUAGCCUGGAGAAGAGGAGGUUAAGGGGUGAUAUGAUAGCCAUGUUCAAAUAUAUAAAAGGAUGUCACAUAGAGGAGGGAGAAAGGUUGUUUUCUGCUGCUCCAGAGAAGCGGACACGGAGCAAUGGAUCCAAACUACAAGAAAGAAGAUUCCACCUAAACAUUAGGAAGAACUUCCUGACAGUAAGAGCUGUUCGACAGUGGAAUUUGCUGCCAAGGAGUGUGGUGGAGUCUCCUUCUUUGGAGGUCUGUAAGCAGAGGCUUGACAACCAUAUGUCAGGAGUGCUCUGAUGGUGUUUCCUGCUUGGCAGGGGGUUGGACUCGAUGGCCCUUGUGGUCUCUUCCAACUAUGAUUCUAUGAUUCUAUGGUUGUUUUGCUAAACUCCUAAAUAUACAGUGGUACCUCUGGUUACAUAUGCUUCAGGUUACAUACACUUCAGGUUACAGACUCCGCUAACCCAGAAAUAGUGCUUCAGGUUAAGAACUUUGCUUCAGGAUAAGAACAGAAAUCAUGCUCCGGUGGCGCGGCGGCAGCAGGAGGCCCCAUUAUCUAAAGUGGUGCUUCAGGUUAAGAACAAUUUCAGGUUAAGAACGGACCUCCGGAACGAAUUAAGUACUUAACCCGAGGUACCACUAUAGGAGCCACUGUAUAGGCUCAAACCUUAUCAAUGAAUGCAGCUCCAUCAAAUGCACUUAGCCCAGUGGGCUUGAACAUGCUUAACAUUUGUGUUGGACUGUAUCCCCGUCUCACUUAAAUUCUCUGAAGUUGCAAAACUAAUCUAAACAUUUGUUCUGCUGCUUAAUGGGGUUCGGAAGAAGGAGCAUAAUUUUUUAGAAUGAAGAGUAGAUGACUUAGGUUCAAUCUGGUGGCUCCUGGGAGCAUUCCCUGGAGGCGAAAGUGCCACUGCGCCACCACUGAUGGCCAGCAAAACUUCUCCAGAAAUCAGCGCUGAUGGCGGAGACAGCAGGGUGUGUGGGUGCCACCUUAUGAAUUUCUGCCACCUGAGGCUGUGGCUUCACCCUGUCUAAUGGCUGGGCUGGCCCUGCCUGGGAGGGCAUCCCAGGGGCUAUCAGAUACCACAAAAUUCCCCCUCCAUGGGCUGAAAGGGGAAGGCCUCUGCAAGGAGUGCUUCUGAUCAGGAUUCCAGACAUUGCAUUCCAUUCCCCCUCCUACCACCCAAUUUUCCAAUUUUUACCCUCAGCAGGUAUCUGAGGGUACUCAGUACUCAUCCGGCUGAUUUGGUAGGGAUGGAGGAAUUCCAUCCUGAGGGGUUUUCCCUCCACUAAAGGUUGUUUUUGUUACUUGCCCACAUGAGGUGGGCCCGUUUCCCACCUAAGGACCAGCAAUCAGAGAAACUGAGGUUGCUGUUAGGAUACAUGAUUUCGUAGGCUUUGAUUCUGUUAGAGAAACUACUCCAUAUCCUUUACGGUUCAGACCAAGGCACCACAAACUCAUCCUGGUUCCAUAUUAUUUCUCCUGAUUUCUCAAACAUUUCGGGGAAUUCUCUCCCAUGUAAAAUGUGUUAGGUUGCGAAUCAGCACAUAAGCUGAUUCCUCAUCAUUUACCUCAUGUUAGGAGUUGGGAAUUAUAACCACUUUGCCUAGAAACCUUUGGUAAUUGAAAUGGUAAUAAGUCUUUUGCACUCCCACUUGGAAAAAAAUUAUGAACUUUAAAUCUCAGCAUAUUUUUGCUUAGGAGAAACUUGGCAUUUCUCAGCUCUAUAUAGCCACUCCCAACUGCUGAGUAGUAUUUAUACUUAAUUGCAUUUUUUAAUUAUUUUCUGCUAUUGUUAUUGAUUUGAUUUAUAUCCUGUCCAUUAUCUAAAAAUCCCAGGGCGGUGUACAAAAUUAAGAACAUAAUUUAUGUAGCAUAAUAAUAAAAACAUAAUACAGAGCCUAAUGGUAGAUAGAAGAAGAAGAAGAAGAUAUUAUUUAUUCCCAGCCCAUCUGGUUGAGUUUCACCAGCAACUCUGCACAGCUUCUAACAAAAUAUUAAAAACACAAUAAAACAUCAACAUAAUAAUAAAAUAAUCAUAACAGUCCCCUCCCACGCAUUUAGCAGGCCAUACAUUAUUGAAUGAUCAAGGGCCUGGGUAAAGAGCAAUGUUUUUGCCUAAAUAUGUGUAAUUACGGCACCAGGUGAGCCUCUCUGGGGAGAGAGCAUUCCACAGAUGGGGAGCCACCACAGAAAAGGUCCAUUCUUGUGUCACCAUCCUCCAAACCUCUUGGGGGCGGGGGCACAGAGUAGGGCCUCAGAUGACAAGCGCAGGGCCCAGGUCAGUUUGUAUGGGGAGUCGCAUUCCUUAAGAUAUUGAGGUCCUGAACCUUGUAAGGCUUUAUAGAUCAGCACUGCACUUCGAAUUGGGCCUGGAAAUGAAUUGGCAGCCAGUGCCGAACAGGGCAGUUUGACCUAAUCACACUGAUUGCUGCUUUGCAGGUGCCACCGGGAUUGAAGACCGAUUGCAGGAAGGUGUUCCAGAAACCAUAGAGGCGCUCCGAAAAGCAGGAAUUAAAAUCUGGAUGCUGACUGGCGAUAAAAGCGAGACAGCCAUCAACAUAGCACAUUCCUGUAGAUUACUGGCGCCGAGUGAUUUCAUCUUCAUCCUGCAGUCUGAUCGCCUGGUGCGUGUGGCAUUUGGUUUUUCUGUAGCUGGAACUGUUUGCAUUGCUGUAUGACCGCAGGGCCAGAAAAGACAACAGCAGCUAACUUAUCCACCGGACCUCUUCCGGUUUUUGCUUUGGGUUACCCAAUUCAUCUUGCAGUUGUCUUUCCCAUCUCGCCCCACUGCUGCUGCUCCUCCUUUCCUUUUUGGCCAAUGGCAUCACACUUGUCUGUGCAGUUGGGGUGUUCCCUUCGCUUCUAAAAACUGCAUAUAUAUUUUUAGGAUGACCUUUAUAAAUUCAGUAUUUUAUGUUAAAUGUGAGUGUCUAAGCUGUAAGGCUUUGUACAAUUGUACUCCUGAACAGAAGCAUAAGUGGCAGUUAAUUAUUUAAAUGCAGCCACCAAUUCAUUUGUCCUUCCGCCUUGCGCAGAAAGUUGACACACUGCAAAACGUUGUUAAAAUGCUUCCAAGGGCUAAAUGCUAAACUACACUAGCUCUAUGGAUGUCGGACUAGGAGCUUUGUCUUGGAAAUUGGAACAAGUUCAGUUUUUGGAAGUUGCUCUUUGUCGUAUCUCCCUGCAGCCGUGUUUGAUUACCAUUAAUGUGCUAAGAAUUAUCUCAUUAAAAUGGUAUUACAUGCAGCAUUCCAGAAAGUUAAUCUACUUACAUUUCCUAAUGCAGAAAAAAUCUUGGUGUUUUUGUGUUCUCUCUUAAAAGUAGUCAGUGUUUUCAAAUGGGAAGCCAGUUCCCUUUUACGUGAUGGAAAUAUCUUUAUUCACAUUAUCCAGUACUAAUCCUAGCCAUAACUUGUUAAAGAUUGCUUAAAAAUUGGGACAGAGAAUGCUUUGCCGUAAAAAAAAAGCCAACAGGUUGAAAAGAAUAUUGUAUGAUGGCAGGAAUGGAUAUUUUGUUUGUUAGAAAUUCAGGCCUUUGUUUUGACAGAUGACUCACUUGAAGACUGAUGAACUAAUCACAGUAAAAAUGUUGUCUAGACCAGUGUUUUUCAACCUUUUUUGGGCAAAGGCACACUUGUUUCAUGAAAAAAAUCACGAGGCACACCACCAUUAGAAAAUGUUAAAAAAUGUAACUCUGUGCCUAUAUUGACUAUAUAUAAAGUAAUUCUCUUGAAUAGGAAUCAAAUAAACACAAAGAAAGUAUUUUAUAAUUACUUUAUUAUGAAAUAGUAAGUAAACAGAAAUAUGAAAAAUUAUAAAAUACUUUAUUCAGUGCAAACCUGGGCCUGUUUGGCUGAACACAAAGCUGAUAUUCUGGCUGGAAUCGAAGAAAGACACACACGUAGCUCUUCGUCAACAGCUCUCAGUCUCUCUCUGUAUUUAGUUUUUAUAGCAAUCAUGCUUGAAAAGCUCAUCUCACACAGAUAUGUAGUGGAAAAUGGGAGCAAUGUCAAAAUAGCUUUGUUUGCCAGAAGGGGAACUCCUUGGCAGUAUCCAACCAAAAACUGUCCAAAGGUAGAUCAGCAAAUCUUAGCUUGAAACCACGAUUUUGUCUCAGUUCAGUUAGUUCCUCCUGCUCCUGUAAAGUCAUGUCCUUUCCACCAACUGAUGCUGAGCUAUAAGGGUCCCUAACCCAGUCAAGGCAUUCAGUGGAGACUGAAGAGAAAUAAAAUGACAACUUCUCCGGUCCUCCUGGUGACUCAAGUCGCGACGUCUUCUUCUCUCCGCUGCUGCGCACACUGUGCUCGGGUGGGAAGGAAGUCGGAAGAUGAUGUCCUACUGUGAUAGGUCCAGGCUGGAGUCUGGACCAAUCACAGCCCGGACAUCAGAAAAGUGGAGGGUGUCCCCCUGAGGAGCGCCAAUCGGCGCCCCUGCUGGCCGAGGGUGGGGUCAAAAACCCCAGCCCCCAUACCCAGGACACAGUCCGGCGCCCAUCUAGUGGGCGAAAAUUUGAAUUUUUAUUUUUUAAAAAAUCUUUCGAAUUUUUCAAUUUUUCCCACGGCACACCAGGCAACAUCUCACGGCACACUAGUGUGCCGCGGAACAGUGGUUGAAAAACACUGGUCUAGACAGUGUUAUGUUUCUUUUAAUUGCACAUUCAUAGAAUCAUAGAAUUGUAGAGUUGGAAAGAACUUCAAUAAUGAUCUAGUCCAACCCCCUGCCAUGCAAGAAUCUCAACUAAAGCAUCCAUGGCGGAUGGUUAUAUUUAAUUAUGAUUUUUGGGGAGGAAAGGUCCUUUCAGUUCAAACCCACUGUGUAUUAUUGAGAAAGCAGCAUACAACUUCAUGUACAGCUCCCAUUCAUUUUAGUGAGCCGUGUGUCUAUAAACUCUCAGAAAUUUCCCUUGCACUUCUGCAGAUCCCAUUUAUUUUAGCUGAAUUAUGUAAGAUGAGUUUAUUUUAUUUCUUUAAAUAAAAAAACUAACUACUCACAUGCAUAUGGAUCACGAUUUAAUAAUAUAGCCCCUUCCAUUAAUCAGAUUUAAAAAAAACAUAUUGCAAGAUAUAUCUCUUUCCAGUGUUUCCUUCAGCCAUUGGAUUCCUGCCCCUAGCUAAAUGUAAACUCUGUGUGUGGCUCAUUUCUUAAGCAUUUAACGAACCCUUGCUCACGUGACAGUGAGCUGUUUUGUCUAAGCCAUGGUUUAUUUCAACAGGAGCAAGCCGCAGUGAGCCUCAGAAUUUUAAAUGCAUUCCUGCUGCAGACAUGAAACGAACAGAAACCUUUGUUUCCAUUUUGAUUAACCAUAUUGUUGCUUCAUCUGAACCUGACAAACAGUGUCUUAAAAUAUGUUUGAAACAAGCCAAGUUCAAGGCAUGGGUUCUGAAGUUGGCUCCUUUCCACAAACCAUAGUUAAGGUAGACUAUAGUAUAGGGUUUGGACAUAUUGCAGUUAAUAAAAAAUGGAAGUGAAAGCUUCUGAUCUCAUGGCUGUGAUGGAGAGUCGUUCCUUUGGCUUAUUCCCCCUUCCAUCAUAAACCGGUUUAUGGUAAUAUCCAAACUGGCCCAGAAUCUUUGUGAUGAUGGCUUUCCCUAUCAUGGCCUUGCAGAUCUUUUGCAGAAUUAAAAACGGCGGAUCAUUUUCAUUAAUGAACGCACUCAAGAUACAUCUAUAGCUGACAAGCUGUUAACAGCUAUUGAGAUGUGACUUGUAAAGCGAAGCUUUAAUACGUACUCAAAAGAAUCUGAUCCUAGAUAAAACCUACCAAUGCCCUUGUCCCAAGCAGCAGCAUCAUCAUCAUCAUUUUUAUUCGACCGUCAGUCAGAAAAAAGUACAUUUUGUCCUUUUCCCAAGCAGGAUUCCUGUUCGUUGAAGAUGGACAAGAUUUUGGAAGACAUCAAGUGGAAAGAAAGCUAUGAGGCAAACCAUUUGAGAAUCCCAACCUCAUCGGUUGCUCAAAUUCCACAUUUCACUGCUGCCCUAGUUAUAGAUGGAGCAACAUUAGAAUUUGCCUUGCACGACAGUGUGGCGAGCAAGUUCCUGCAGCUCACAACACGUGUACGGGCUGUCAUCUGCUGCCGAGCCACCCCUCUGCAGAAGAGCCGAGUGGUGGAAAAGAUCCGAAAGGAACUGAAGGUGAUGACAUUGGCUGUAGGUGAGUCAUCUCUCUCUUGCAAGGGAGCAGCAUAUAUGCUAUACAGCAUCACCUUUUAUUUCCCUGUAAAGCAGGGAUGGGGGAUAUCUGAUCUCCAUCAUCCCUGACCACUGGCCAUGCUGGCUGGGGUUGAAAUGAGUUGUAAUCCAGCAACAGCUGGAGGACCACAGGAUCCCCACAUCUGCAUUAAAGGUACGUUCCUUAGAUUUUCCUUGGGAUAACUAUUGACACAAACCAGAGCAGACCAGCAGGCAAAUGGCAGAACGUGGCUGUAGAAUCCCAACUGGGAUCUGCUAGUUGAAAAGCCCUGCUGCUCCAUAGAUACAGACAGCCAGCCAGACAGUCUGUCUGAUGUAACAACUGCAUCAGCCAGGCAUUUUCACUCUAGUUGCCUCCUUCCGAUUGCAGUAAGCAGGGAAGCUUGCUCUAUGUACGUCAGAAUAUUUUCAACACUCUCAUUCAGAAUAACAAUUUCAAGGUGACUUUAUAUGUUAUGUGAAAACACCACAGUGGGACUUCCUCUGUCCAAACUCUUGGGAUUAUUUGCAACCGGGGAGCGGGGGGUUAGCAUGCAUUUCUGGCGACCACAUAACCUUUCUCCUGCAGCCCAUGUUCUACAUAUUUGGGAGAUAGGUGAAAAGGAGAAUCAUGACUCACCUCCAUAUAAAGUUCACUUGUUUGUUCAAAAUAUUUUUGGCCCGCCUUCCCAUUAUAAAAGCACCCACGGGACCUAAUUAUAGCAGCAGAACAUCCGUCCCAUAACACUAGAAUUUGUAGACACAGUGAUGCUGAAUGUUGGAAGAUUCAGAACAAAAGAAAAGUACUUUGUCACACAACACACAGAUAAUUCCACAGCUAACUCCCACAAGAGGCAGCGAUGGCUUCCAGUGUGGAUGCUUUAAAAGAGGAUUGGACAAAUUCAUGGAAGAUAAGGUUGUUCAUGGCUGCUAAUCCUGAUGGAUGCGUUCUGAUAGAUUAAGAUAGAUUAGAUGGGCUACUUGUCUGAUCCAGCAGGCUCAUAUCUCAAAAGUGCUCAUGGAAACAGCUUUACCUGGCACCAAAACACGAAUAGCAUUGGUGCCUGUUUUCCUUUGCCCGGGGAGCGCAUUCACAAAUUAGAUGCUAUCACACAGAAGGCCAACAAUAUGUGAUGCUGUCGUCAUUCCCCAUCUGUGCAGGGUAGUAAUGCAACCAACAAGCCUCUGAGGUAGAUCAUGAGCUGUGUUGGCAAUAUAGUUUUAUUGCACGUUUCAAAAAAUAGUAAUUCGUUUAUAAGGUUUCUUUACAUCAGAUACACUAAUUUCAUAUGAUAAAAACAUUUAUCACAAUACCCAACAUAUCUAGAUCCAGGUAUAAUGCAAACUUAGAAUUGCUCUCUAGAUAAAUAGCCACAUAAACUAUCAAUAAAUAUUGCAUAUUUUAUAAAUCUACUCUCCUAAAAUUCUCAUUAUUUCAUUAGAUAUGCCAACAUGAACUCCCCCUAUCUUCAUGUUGCACUUUAUAGAGUCCUUUUUAUAAUGCCUAUAACUUGACAAUAAUUCUAAAACCAUUGAACAAACUAGACAUAAAUUUGCAUUUGACGUGCAGCAGUAGGGAAGGAAAAGCUUCAUUUCCUCUUUUGAUGUCUGCAGUGAUAAUUACCAGCUCUCCCAGCUGAUGACAUUUGCACUUGUAUUUAACAUCGCAUCUUGUGAGGCCAUGAAAUUUCAAUCUAUUUUUCUCUUUCGUCAAGUCUGUGUGCAGUGCAUUAGCGCGCCCCCGCCCAAACCAGUUUCAUUGCAACAUUGUUCUUUUCCUUCUCCUGGAAGGUGAUGGUGCCAACGAUGUUAGUAUGAUCCAAGUUGCUGAUGUUGGAAUUGGAAUCGCUGGCCAAGAAGGCAUGCAGGUAGGACGGAUUGAGAGAACUGUAAAUGGAAGCAGUAUUGCGUAUAGAUUGAUGACUGUGAGAGCCAUAACACUUAUUGGUAGCAGAAUACCGUAUUUUUUGCUCUAUAAGACUCACUUUUCCCCUCCUAAAAAGCAAGGGGAAAUGUAUGUGCGUCUUAUGGAGCAAAUGCAGGCUGCGCAGCUAGCCCAGAAGCCAGAACAGCAAAAGGGAUUGCUGCUUUCACUGCGCAGCAAUCCCUCUUGCUGUUCUGGCUUCUGAGAUUCAGAAUAUUUUUUUUCUUGUUUUCCUCCUCCAAAAACUAGGUUCGUCUAGUGGUCUGGUGCGUCUUAUAGAGCAAAAAAUACGGUAUAUUGUUAGUGGAAUCAAAAGCUGAAUACCCCAAACCCUAGAAUUUGCAAGAGGUCUUUGUCAAAAGAGCUGAUCUAUUAGAAAUACAAGUACUAUGGUGUUGUAGGGAACCUGUGGGACAGUGCGUCUUGGCUGUUAACCAGAACCUUGGUGGUUCAUGCCCACUCAGGGAUGUCUGCGGACAGAAUUCCUGCAUUGCAGGGGGUUGGAUGACCCUCAUGGUUUCUUCCAGCUCUACAAUUCUAUUAUACUAUUGCAAAGGCCUUAAGAGCCAUAUUUACACUGUAUUAGGUUCUAAUAUGGACAUACGUUCCUAAGAAAUCAGAUUAUAUACCAGGAGAAUGUUCCUUGAAAUCAGAGGACCUAGGAAUUUGUACAACCAUGGGCAUCUUCGUGGAGCAUGUUUGAAGCAGUUUCAGGUAGAUAUCUGAAGAGGUUUGAAGAGGAUUCAUUCAGGUGGCUUUAGUUGUCACAGAAGUCAUUCAUGGGAACAGUGUAAUAAUUUAUGAGUUGGUAGUGCAAAGAUCAACAACUUCCUUGAUUCGUGAGGAACUAAAAUAUGUCCUCAUGUUAAGAGGGUGGAUUAGUUGGCAUAUAAGAGACUGCUCAAUAAAUGAUGAUUGACGAGUGUGGGUCCGAAUCAAGGGAAAGAGAGGAUGAGUGGAGGAUGAGUUAGAAAGGGAGAGAAGUAUAACAGUAUACACAACACCAUGACUUCUACAAGGAAACCUUUGUGGAGACAUAUAUUUGUAUUUUUGGCCAAUGGGACUUGUGCAGUCAGCUUCAGUGGGAUGCAGGAGUGGUCAAUGAAAGUUCCUGACUUCAUUUUGUAGCUAUUUUCUCGGUGGCUGUAUUUCAUUUAUUUCAUGUUUGUUUUCAGGCUGUGCUGGCGAGUGAUUUUGCGCUUUCUCAGUUCAGACAUCUCAGCAAGCUGCUGUUCGUACACGGCCACUGGUGUUACACACGAUUAGCGAACAUGAUCCUUUACUUUUUUUACAAGAAUUUGGUAUGUAGCUUCCGGGGAUGCCUCAAUGGGUUUGACCUUGCGGAAGGACAGUUUCUUAAUGAUUAGAAACAGGCGAAGGACGCUAGUAAAUUCUGUACUCUGAAUCUACAGCAGCAGAAAUGGGAGUCUGCCCACCCGCCUUGGGUUAAGGGUCACUGCUCCAGUGGCAUUUAUAAUAAAUUUAAAUACGGUCUAUGCCAAAAAGCUGUCUGUUAGCACUAAGAAGAUUGUGACAAGUUGGCUCCACUAUUGAAACCUGCAAAUUAUCAAAGGAUUAUUUUACGCCGUUUCUGCCUGGGGAAGCGUGUCCGAAGCAGACAGGCCUUGCCAGUUUCGAUGUUGAGCGUGGACUUUGAGGUUUACUUCUGAGCAGUAAGAACUCAAAAUGAGUUCAUUAUGUUACAGAGUUAAGACAGAGGCAAGCAGUAACCACAUGGUAACUCCUGUAAAGCUCAGCUGCUUUGCCACUCACUUAAGAAAUUUCCCCCCUUGCAGCUCUAACCACUGGAGAGCUAAUAAUCUGUAACCUCUGACCAUGGAAUAAAGUAAGCAUUACUAAAUAUUGGUAACUAUUUGAAAUUCUGGGAAAGCAGGAAUCACUUUUAGCACUCAGCUUAACAAGGCUAGAGGCUACAGCCAGCCCUCUCUCCAGGCAGUUCGUAACAGUGGUGUCUUACUAUCUUCACGCUGGUAGUCAACAUUUUCACCAAAUUAUCUUAAGUGUUUGGUGCUGAGAAAAUGCAGUAUUUGCAAUCCUGAGCCCUUAGUACCAUUUCUAGGACAACAGAUUCGUAUCAUUGGCAUUCAGCAUUUCUGUAGCCAACUAUAAGAACCAUUUGACAUUGCAGUUCUUUCCCGCAAAGGGGCAGAACUGUACAUCAGUAGUGGAGCAAGGAAAAGGUUCCAGGUUAAUCCAGGUAGGGUGGAAAACUCCAAAACUCUGAAGAGCUUCUGCCAGUCAGUGUAGACAAAAGUGAGAUAGACAGACCAAUAGUCUGACUCAGUAUAUAUAAUUCCUGUUGGCUCUUGUUUAUAGAUUCUCACCUUUUAAUUCCCACCUCUGUUCCUAACAGGCGUAUGUGAACCUCCUGUUCUGGUUCCAGUUCUUCUGUGGGUUUUCAGGAACACCCAUGACCGACUACUGGAGUUUGAUUUUCUUCAAUCUGCUCUUCACAUCAGUACCACCUGUCAUUUAUGGUGUUUUGGACAAAGAUGUCUCCGCAGAAGUCCUGUUGCACUUGCCAGAACUUUACAAGGCUAGUCAGAGAAAUGAGGUAUUUCUUGGCUUCUUACAAAUAUUUGAAAGCUGAAGUGACUCACAUGUUCUCUGUUGUGCAUUCCUUACCAGUUAAACGUGAACAUUCCCUCCUGUUAAAUAAUCUGGUGGAGAUGAAAGGCAUUAUUCUUCACUGGCUUUACAGCCAAUGAAUGUAGGUGGCCUUAGGAGGGCAACAUAGUUUAUACACAAACAGUUAUUUGAUGGAUGCCCUGUUACCAUUUUCUACCAUGUAGACUGCUGUUGCUUAUUUGUGUUUCUCCAGCAUGGCGAGGAAGGCCUCAUCAGAAAUGUGGGAAUAUUGUGCGCUGUGUGCUAGACAUGCAUGCUAUCAAAGUCAAGCUGAAACUCUCUAGGAGGGGUUUCAGAUUAGAUUGCUGUACUGUCUCACCAGCCUGAGAUGGGGCCCCCCCUGCAGCUCUGACAAUGAGUAUCUCUGGUUGGUUGGUUUGCUGAAAAUACAACAGAUUUUUUUAUUGAACCAAUUUUUGUUCAAAGAGGUUCAAAUACUUCCUGCCUGACCAUGGUAUUUGUGGUAAUUUAAAAGCUGCAUUUUUAUAUACCGAGAAGUGUUAGUCUUAUAACUAGGCUCACCUCCUCCCUUUAAUCUCUCAUUUGUGACUUGGGCAUAUUGCAGACUAGCUCCGGCUCUCUCACUGAAGGUUGAGACCUGGAUCUUGGAAGGUGAUACUGUAUGUGUGAGCUUUUGGAAGCUCAGUAAGGCUUUCAGGCUUCCAAACAUGCAGACAAGGCAAAAUGAUAAGAAUCUGUAUCUUCCCAAACUAUGAGUAGAAUUCAAAAUAACCCUCUUCUGGGGGUUCUCCUGAACCCCCUUAACCCAAUUUAAGAGGGGGGGGGGAAGACCCAUUGCAGAAGUGCUUGUGUGGGGCUCAUUAGGUGAAUCCCACCCUCAAUAAGUGUUUCUCCUGUCUUUCCUUUUCAGCCAUACCUGUUUACAACCUUCAUAAUGAACUUAUUAGAUGCUUUUUACCAAAGUCUAGUUUGCUUUUUUAUCCCUUACUGGGUAAGUGUUAGGAUAUUUUACUCCUUUGUCUCUAUCUUUUAUUUGCCUUUUUAUUUGCAUGAUCUUUAAACUUCCUCCAUAUUCAAAAAACAGUAGGCUUACAGUACUCAUGAUCUGGAAUACAAGCACAGAGGACUUCCGGUGGGUGGGUGGGGCAUGGCAGAUUGAAUCUCUGUUGUCAGCAGUCCACGGAAAUAAUUCCAUGAUAAUUGAUGACAGCCAGGAGUAAGCUUCGACUGUCAAAUUCACCCUGGGAAAAAAGUGAAUAGGGAUCCAACCUCUGAUGUGCUGAAAAAGCUGUUUUCUAUGUCAAGAGACCGAGAAGCUGUCAGCUCCUGGGAGCUCUGGUGGGGUUAAGCGACUUAAGAACCAAGGAGUCUACAUCUUGCCCAAAAGCCACAUAAGAGCCCUGAUGUGCAUGUGAUCUGCAAAAGCCUCUCUUUCUUAAUUAUUUCUCGAAAUUUAUAAUUUAUAACUCAGAGAAAUUUAUCCAUCAGCCAGUGGAAAUUUACAUUUGAUGCAUGAGCUGCUUUUUGGCUUCAAGUAGAAGGGAAGAGUAGUCAAUUGUUAAAGGGCUGAAGGCAGAACCAAAAGCUUGUUUUAAUGGCUUGAGAAAAGAAAUUUGCAAAUGAAUGAGACACUUGUGUGUGUCAAUAAUUUUUAUUUCAUGUUGUUUAUUUUUGUUUUCUCGAUGAAAAUGUUGCUUAGAAAUCAAAAGUAAAUGUGCCACUUGAUACUUCCUCCACGGGAAAGGAUUAUCUAUUCUAAUAAGAGAUAUGGCUGUGAAGAUCUUAAGGUGGAGACAGGAGAUGUAAUGAGACUGAAUUGUUAAUAAGAUCAUGAAAAUUCAGUCUGGCAAAUAUACCUCUAUUUGGGCAUUCCACUGACUGUUGGCAUCUUUCAGCAAAUGUUUGACGAGCAAAUAAAAUUGACUAAAGUUCCAUUGGGGUCUAAUCCAGUGGGGAAUGAAAGUAAACCAGGAAUGAAUGAAAUGAAAGGCAGAAUCAGAGACGAUACAGAGACUUUGGAGAAGAAUAUGGAUAAAGGACUGGCAGAAUCAGAGUGUGAAAUGGUAGAGUUGGAGGGAAUAGAUGGUGCAUUUGAAAAGUCAUUUACACAAGUGUUUGGAGGAAUAAAACAGCCAUAUGGUGUUGUGAUUCUGGAGGAGUAGAAUGAAAUCAUGGAUGGAGACAUGGACAGACAUCUGGAUCUGGCAGAGAAAGGGCUCUGUGUACAACUUGGAGUGAACUCAGAGGGGAAAGGUACUCUGGUACUUUCCUUGGGAAAAGAAUAGAAAAAAUGUAAAUGGAAGAGGUAAUUUUUUUUUAGGAUGGAACACAACAGGAAAUGGGAACUGAGGAUACAGAACUGGGUGCGAAUUAAUGGAUACGUAACAAGAAAAGAACUAUGGAAUAAUUUCUCAAUAUAUGAUCACCGUGGAGAGACUCGUACAUAGACAAAGAUAGAAAGAUUUAUUAUUGUUUAAGACCAAGUGGAAGUUGUGGUUGUGGAAGACCAAGUGGUUAUGUUUGAUUGGAGAAAAAUCAUUACACAUAUUUAUUAACAAUAGAGAAUUUGAACUUCUUGUGUGAAAAGAAAAACGAACGGAUUUCACACAUUUGAGUCUGAAGAUUGGGAAAAUUUUAACAGAAAGCAGAACAGUUGGAUGUCAUGCUAGGGCAAAUGUUACGAAACUUAUUUUUCUUUAAUGUAGUGGGCAGAUGUAAAAUCAGGAGUCCUUUUAUUUAUUUUUCAUUCUUCUUUUCUUUCUCUCUUUUUCUUUCUUUUUUCCCCCCUUUUGUGUCCUCUGCUCUGAGCCAUUAUUGGGGUCCAAGGAUUACACACACACGAAGGUGGUGUGUGGUUUGUGGCAGGACCCUGAGUGAGAGGCAGGGAAGUGAAGAUCUCCCAGGCUGAAAGACUGGGAGAAGAAAGGAAAGCUCCCAGGUGAGAGCUGGGAAGGUCCAUCAUUUUCUGUUGGUGACAAGGAUUAAGAGCUACAUUUAAGAGAAAGACUCUGUGUUUUCUUUUCUCUUUCCUUCUUUGUUUUUGUUAUUUAGAUUAGUUUCUUUUAUCUUAUUGUCUCAUGAAAAAGCUUUAAAGAAAUCUUAAGGAAAAAAGGGGGAAUACAAUCACAGAGUACAUAAACUUUAAAUAAUUGUUCCUUUGCAGACCUACAGUGGCUCUGAUAUAGACCUCUAUUCUUUCGGGAGUCCUAUUAACACCUCCAUGUUUUUUACAAUAUUAUUACACCUUGUGAUUGAAAGCAAAUCUUUGGUGAGUACGUUGUUCAUUCUAAGGUUCACUUUGCAAAUUGCUCUUGGACAGGGUCAAGUUAACAUUUAUCAUCUCGUCACAUGGUGGAUGUUGAUGCUUAAAUGUGCCCGCACAAAGUGUGGGAUGGUAUUUGCAGCACCACAGCAGUCUUCAGUAGUUGAUGAGAUAGAUAUGCAUUCACACGGUUAGAAUGGAUAUCAUUUGACAUGUUAAAUGGACACGAUAAAAAUCAUCUUAGAAUGAUGUUGCCAUGUCCAAAACUAACGUGAGAAUCGGGCCAAUUCUUACCAAAAGUGUUUUCCUUCCUUUAUGCCAGUAUUGAAGACAUGAGCUAUCUUGCACCUCACCCCAUAGGGUCCAUUCUUUAACAUUUGUGGGUGAGUUCCCUUCAGGGUGAAAGCUGAACACAAUCAGUUUGGGUAGUUAGUUCCAGGCGAGGAAGAGGCCUUCACUUCCUUUCACAAAAUGUGAAGCAAAGCUCCUGCAGGAACCUUGGUGGGAGAAGAGUUUGAAGGGAAAAGUUUCCACUCUCCAUGUUUCUCUCUAAAUUUACAGUGGUAGCUCGGGUUACAUUUGCUUCAGGUUACAUACGCUUCAGGUUACACACUCCGCUAACCCAGAAAUAAUGCUUCAGGUUAAGAACUUUGCUUCAGGAUGAGAACAGAAAUCGUGCUCCGGCGGCGCAGUAGCAGCAGGAGGCCCCAUUAGCUAAAGUGGUGCUUCAGGUUAAGAACAGUUUCAGGUUAAGAACGGACCUCCAGAACGAAUUAAGUACUUAACCCGAGGUACCACUGUGUUGGAUACAGAGUAUUCACACCCCCACCCCCACGGUGAAGUCUUAUCUUGCCCAACAUCUCAUCCCUCUGCCUCCCAGUUCUUUUGAGCAGAACCUGUGAACAGCCCCUGAGAAAAAGGAAGAGAGAGGGAGGCAGGGAACUAAUUGCUAAUUUACUCCUCAGAAGCCAGCUUGUGCCAUCUGCAAGUUCCUCCCCUGAACCAUAUUCCUACCUUUAGAGCAAGUGUGGGGAAUCUUUGGCCCUUCAGAUGUUGCUACAGCUUACAUCAGCCUCUGCAAAAAUGUCCAGGGAUGAUGGGAGUUGUUGUAGUUCAGCAAGAGUGUCAGAGGUUUCCCACCCAGACCUGCUUUAGAGAGUAUUAGUAAUGAUGUCAUAACAAGGGCACUGCUUUUUGUAACAGAAAUUCUUCCCAAAUUAACUAAAAUUAUUGUUUUUAAAUGGCAGCAUUGGAUAGAGGCAGAAACUGGGGUGGCUUAAUAGCUGCCUCUUAUUACUGCAGAAAAGGAGACUGAACACUGAGAAGGGAGGAGGUAGCAAGGAUUAUUUUCCUGCCAGGGCAAGCAGGGGAUAUGACUUUCCAGACUGCCCUUUCUAGGAAUUUAAAGGGAAACGCCCUGUGUUGUAACCCUUUGCUUACCUGAAAUUUUGGGGAGGCUGCAAGAUUAUUUCCCACAUUAAUAAGCCUGCUGAAGUUCUUUCUAGUGCUUCUCUUUCAGACCUUUCCCCCUUGUGAAUCCCAACACAGUGAGGUAGGGUUAAGAAGGAAGUAAUCCCAGUGGGUGAAGAAGAGGGGAACCACCUUGGAACAUCCUCGGCCUCCCUUGAUUUAAGGGUGCUGCUGGGCAAGGCUGUGGCAAAGGGCUAUGGCAUUUCCUGGGUCUUGGCCAGCCAGCCAGCCAGCACUAUGAAGAAAAGGCCAAUGAAUGACUUCAGUGCCUUCUGUCCUCAGACCUGGGCAGCCACAGAAGAGCAAUGAAACCACCCUUUCUGUCUUAGCAGAGAAUGAGCUGCCAAUAAUAAUAAUAAUAAUAAUAAUAAUAAUAAUAAUUUAUUUAUACCCUGCCCAUCUGGCUGGGUUUCCCCAGCCACUUUGGGCGGCUUCCAACAGAACAUUAAAAUACAAUAAUCUAAUAAACAUUAAAAGCUUCCCUAAACAGGGCUGCCUUCAGAUGUCUUCUAUAAGUCUGGUAGUUGCUUUUCUCUUUGACAUCUGGUGGGAGGGCGUUCCACAGGGCGGGUGCCACUACCGAGAAGGCCCUCUGCCUGGUUCCCUGUAACAUGGCUUCUCGCAACGAGGGAACCGCCAGAAGGCCCUCGGCGCUGGACCUCAGUGAGCAGCAUGCCUCCCCCACCCCGUUGGGCCUGGCCAUGUAACAAGUGGGAACUUUGAUGGGUACUAUAUGGGACCUUCCUCAAAUCAGAAGAAGCUGCUUGCAGCCUUUGUUCACAUUAAGCCCAUCCACCCAUGGCUACUUGGAAAUCUGGAGAAGCAAAGGGGGGUUAGCCCUCAGCUUAACUGCAUGGGUGGAGUCUUCAGACAACUGCUUCCCCAGUUAACAGGUGCCACACAGUGACCUUUCAAGCAGCUGCCCUGCAGCACAGUUACAUGAGCCCACCCUUAAACAUUAGGGGCUAAGAACCAUGGAAACAAUGCUAGUUUGGAAUGGUGAAUGAAUAUGUGAUUCUCUGAGCUCGUACCGCUGCCUUUCAGUUCUUCAGAAAUGGAAGCAGAUUCUGUCUCACUCAGUUUGUCCUUCUGUGGUGUGUGUUGUUGUUUUUUAAUUUCAGAAUGUGGCACACUUCUCUGUUCUAGCUGGUAGCGUCUUCCUGUUCUUCAGCAUUAUUGGGACCUUUGGAGCUACCUGCAUCCUCUGCAACCCACCAGCCAAUCCAUAUUGGAUAAUUCAGAAACAUUUGUCUACUCCAAGGUUUUAUCUGGUGUGCAUACUUGCGACUAUUUUGGCUCUUCUUCCAAGGUAUUUUAUUGGUUUGGGACCAAGCACUGUGGUGUAGAUAGAAAUUCAAUGUUCAUGCUGUGAUUCUUCUGUCACAUGUGACAGAGCAACAAACCUGUACGUAAAGUCAGUAGGGAACUGCAGCUAAUUCUGUCCAUCUGCUGAAUAUGAUACAAACACAUGUAACAUUCACGCUUUACAUUUUUACUUGUUCACUUCAAAAAAAAAAACUUAGCAGUACUAAAGAUUUAUUGACCAUUGUAGAAAAGCUAUGCUGAAUCAAGCAAAAAGAGGUCACUCUUCACUUUAGGUCUAAGUCUCAUUGGGGUGGUAAACACGUGGUCUGGACUGUACCACUUCAGACUCCAAGUGGGUGCUCACAUAAUUGAAUUAUCCCAACCUGACCUCCCCAAAAUCAUUCCAUAAAGAAAAGUAGAUGUUAAGAAUAGUUCUAGCCCAUCAAGCCUUUUGAUAGGCUUGUUUUCCCCCCUUGGGGAAACAUUCUGCUGCAUGACAUCCACUUGUAGGCUAAGUGGUACUACCCAGACAUUUUAUCACCUCAAUGGGAAAUAGGUUAGUGUCUCCAAUACAGAAUACCCUGGACUCUGGAAUUAUUGGCCAAAAUAUCCAGGGUAAUAAAUUACAGCACUUUCCCAUCAAAUUUUUAGUAUCUUCGUAGUUUGGAUUCUAAGAACUAAAUUUUAUAAAGGGACCACACCCACACACCCACACCCACUUUUUUCAAGUUUCUGGUCAAAAUGGUUGAAUAGUGUGUAACAUUAGUUCAGACAUCUCCUUAAAAGCUGAAUAUUGAGUUCAGGGCAGUUUCAGUCAAUAUCCAGAUUUUGCCACCUUGGGCUCUGAACACUUAAGUCAGGAGGAGUUUGGGGGUAAUUGGGAUUUUGUCCUGCUGGUUUUCUAUUAGAUUACAUUUGUAUCCCGCAGUUCCUCUAAAGAACUUGAAGAAGUGAUCUAUUGUCAUAGCAAGUCUGUGAGGCAGGGGAGGUGGCUAAAUGCCACUGUUGAGAUGCAUAGCUGAUUUGAGGUUUGAACACGGGCUGCACCAUGCCCAAGGCCACUGUAACAGCACAGUGCCAUUGUAACCAGGGUUGCCAUAUGCCCGGAAUUUCCAGGGCAUAUCCAGAAUACUGUGGCUGGAAGCAGUGUCCAGGCAGAAAUUGCUGAAACGUCCAGGAAAAUCCGAAUGUAUGGCAGCCCACACCGGCAGUGUCAUUUUUGGUGAUUUCCCUUAAAAAUAGCUCAAUAACAUCCGAAAAAGCUCAACAACCUUUCUGAAAUAUGGCAACCCUAUUGUAACACCAUAGGAUCUCAUGUGUUGCUGUUGCCAACAUGAGCUUUUUUUUGGCUAGAGUUAGAACAGGCACCCCCAAUCUGCAGCCCUCCAGAUGUUUUGGCCUACAACUCCCAUGAUCCCUAGCUAGCAGGACCAGUGGUCAGAGAUGAUGGGACUUGUAGUCCAAAACAUCUGGAAGGCCGAAGGUUGGGGAUGCCUGAGUUAGAAUAUAAACUUUGCCUACAUCUAUAAUCCUUAAACCAUUCUCCAACAUUCAGUUUGGCAUUGGUUUCAGUAUGAUACAUUUGUUAGGACAAACUUAAGUAAUUCUUUUUGGUAACCCAAAUCCUUUCCGUAAUUGGUUGAGAUAAAGGUGGGAGGGAGGGAAGGAGCCUUAUUACCACCUGGUUAAUAACAGCACACUGUUGAGAAGAAUGCCUUUUCACAGGACGCCCUUUGCCUCAAACCAAUUUAAAUCCAUGCCUACACCGCUUAUUUGAAUCCUUCCUUAUACUGUAGGUAUUUGUUCAGGGUGAUCCAGGCCACAGCAUUUCCAACUCCACUGCUAAAGGCCAAGAACUUGGAAGGUCGGGUCCUUACAGGACGGAAGAGUCUGCUGCGCAGUGCAAGUGUAGCCCCAUCGUGAGGGGUAGAAUUGAUCACCAAGGGACAAAUGGGGAUUCUGGGUCUGCUAAUUCUGAAGACUCAGCAAAAGAAAACAACAUCAAGUGUUGUGGUUUGUUGCUGUUGCCAAUACAGCUAGUGCCGUUUUGUAAUAAUGUUGGAGACAGUCUGAACAGGCACCAAGGCACAUCUGAAAAUGGCGGCAGGCUGAGUUGUGAGGGCACUGAAAUGUUUAAGCCCCUCAAAGGAAUUCUAUUCCAUCACAUAUGGAGCUAGUGAUUCUUAAGUUGGAGGGUUAGACUUUACUUCUGAAGAGGACCACACUGAUAUUUCUCUCGUGAAUAAGGCUGAUUCGGAUUCUGCCUAGGGCAUAUAGGAGGGUUUAAAACACUCUGCCAAAAAUAGAGUGUUAUUUAUGCUUUAAUGUCCAAAAGAGGAAGGGUGGUACAUUUAAAUGAUCUUUCUCACAUGACUUUUCUUCUUUUUAUAUGAAAUUCAGCCACCACCCACUGCUUGUGCUUUUUUUUAUAGACAAAAAAGUACUUAGAAUAAUUUGUUCAAGAUAUAAGCAAACAAAGAAAUGCUGCCCCUUGUUCCACGAUGGAUAAAUCAUUUCAUAUGAGCCUUGAUAGCAUGGGAAGAGAUAUUUAAGCCUGGCCAGGCAAGGAGGUUUUGGGAUUACUGAAUUUUGACUUUAUUCUUUCUACUGUUAUUAUAAUGUUUGGUUCUGGGGCAGUCAGUGUUAGAGCAGCUUUGUCUAACAAGAUGCACAGUAGUUCCCUCUGAAAACAGCUGUGCAAAACCUAAAUCACUUUCAUAAUAAAACAGUAUUCAUGGAAGCAAGAUUCAUAGAUGAUAGGAGCCACUUCUCUGGAGAAUAAACUAGCUGAGGAUGCAGGAAAGACAUUUCUACACAAGCACAGCAUUUUUGUAUAUAUGAUGAUUAUGUGAAUGUGAGAAACUGUCUGCGCUUUUAUUUCCUUAUGGAAGGAAUACUGUUAAAUUUGUUCUUUUAGAAAUGAAUAUUUGUACUGUAAACGGUGUGUGGUACGGCUCCUCCUUUCUUUCCCUCUGCAAACAGAUUGCUGUUUUCAGAUAACAGACUUUUCACUACGCUUGCUUAAAAGAAUGUUCCAUAAAAAACUGAUGUUAAAAUGUUUAGGAUUUGGGGGUGGGGUGAUUCUGUUGGUUCAGUACUCUGCUAGGGACACAGCUAAACUGAACAUAUUCUGAAUUAAUUUACCAAGGUUCUGAGGAAAUCCCCGAGAGGAUGAAAGCACUGCAUAGGUAAUCAAAAAUACUUCUAAACAAGAUUUACUGCACAAAUUUCCUUAAGACCUUUCUGCAUCAUAUCCUGUAUGUUAAGAGAAAGACCUUCCAUUUAGUCCACAUGUGAACCAUUCUGGCACAGCUUUACCUAUAACUCAGACCUUUUGGGGAGGGUAGCCUGAUUUUAACUAUAAUUGCUGUUAUCUGCAGCUGUACCCACUUAGCAUUCCCCAUCAGAGUUAAAAUACUGGUUUCUUCCAGCUGGCAUUCAAGAUUGCCUUGCCAUAACAAAUAGUAAUCUCUAUUCAAUAUGCGACUGUAUUUUGCAGGAUAAUGACUCCAGGUUAUCAUGACCUGAUUUUGUGUCACUGUGUCCAGUUGAAACAUGCUCUUUCUGCUAUGCUCUCCACAAUGCAUGUGGAAAUAUAUAAACACCAAAUAUUGAAAGUAUUGGUUUCUAAUCAUGUGUCACAAUUUUUAAGGUAGGGGGUAGGAACUUUUUGGCCCUAUGGGCCAGAUCUUUAUCUCCUGCCCACUUCCCCUUGCCAGCUUCGGCACGCAGGUGGGCCCUGUCAAUCAUCUGAUGCCAUAGUGGCAUGUGAUUGACACCUGCCACAGCCCAGCACUACAUGCUCAACUAUCAGUUGAGUGUCAAAAGGCCCUUUUCAGCCAAGUCCUGCCCUUAGCUGCUGUGUAAGACUGGUGCAUGUGCCUUGGCCAAAGUGACUUUGCUGACCCAAUGGGGAGGCCAGAUUUGGCCUGCAGGACAAGAGGUUCCCAAUUCCUGUUUUAUUUACAGUGCACGACAUGGAAUAAGUCCCAUGGGAUUCAGUCCAACCUAUUUUUGAGUAACCACACAAAGCACUGCACUGCAUCCUUCCAUGCUGCUGGUGCCCCUCUUGUCUAACAGCAGUGGAAGAUGCCUGCCUCAAGGGCAUCUUUCCAUUCUUGGAAGGAGAAGUGAGUGCCAGUUCCCUGGCUUAAGCUCUAGAACAGGGGUCGGCAUCAUAAGACCCAUGGGCCACAAGCGGCGCAUGGGGGUCGUUUAACCAGCCCAUGGACCCCCACUGCCCGCUCGGGGACCGCCUUCCGCGACACUGGCUGGCUUCCCAUUGGCUGCAGGAAGCGCCUGCUGCCAACAGGAAGCUGCGCAUGCCUAUUCUGCGCCGGAAUUAGCGUUUGCGCAUGCGUGCGCACACACUCCGGCCCACCGCAGCGUCUGCUGGACCGUGAACAGGUCCAAGCCACAAAAACUUUGCCGACCCCUGCUCUAGAAGUUUCUGAACCCAGAUGCAGAUCCUGUAAUUGUGACUGCACAGACCACCAUUCAAAAGACACAAGUAUGCAAUCUAUUUUAAGUCAUGGAGCCUGAAUCAUAUGAUUACUUCAUACAUGAGCACCAUUCAUCAUUCACCACUGGCAAAAGAAGGAAGCGUGUACUUGAUUUGGGCAACCCUUCUACAUGCUACUCAAGCAACAAACAAACUGGUCACAGUUUUUUAAGCUGAUAAUGUGCUUUUGGAUUAACCUGAACUGGAGCCAAGUCCUGCUUUCCUAGAUGUGCCAAUCUUAUUUUUUUAUAUUCCAUUUAUCUUGCUGGACCGCACAUGCUAAAGAAGAAUGCAUCAACCCCUUUACCAUUUUCUGUUCCUUUUUAGUGGAAAAAUAACAACAAAAGAGGGACCUGGGCGGGGGGGGGGGAGCCAGAUGUUUUCUAUAAAACAAAUUAUAGGAACAAAAUCCAGUAUUGUAUUGUUAUCCAAGUCCACAGUGGGAGCUUGAUUUGGGGAAUUUAGCACGCCUUCUUGGGGAGGGAGGGAGAAUUGCCUGUUUUUGAAAGUUUAAUGUUGCCUGUUUGAGCCAUACAGAAACUGCAGCCGCUGACAAUAAAUCGCUAAACAUUGAGCUCCA
Molecule: messenger RNA, 70142 nt
Organism: Podarcis lilfordi (Lilford's wall lizard)
Lineage: Eukaryota; Metazoa; Chordata; Lepidosauria; Squamata; Lacertidae
Source: the annotation of a GenBank genome assembly